AUGGGACAGAGACGGACAGGACAGGAGGAUAUCACCUCCAGGCCCUGUGGACGAGACACAUGGGUGAAUGUUCUCACUCCUCAACGACCUGGGGAGGUGUGGGGAUGCAGCUUCCGCCCGUGGGGGGACACCGAAACAGCCAACACCCACCCCGAAGAGGUCAAAUACUUAUUUCACUUAUUUACAUGCAAAUCAAUUUAUAACUUUUUUGACAUGCAUUUUUCUGGAUUUUUUUGGGUAAUUCUGUCUCUCACUGUUAAAAUACACCUACCAUUAAAAUUAUAGACAUUUAAUUUCUUUGUCAGUGGGCAAAUGUUCAAAAUCAGAAGGGGAGCAAAUACUUUUUUCCCUCACUGUACAAUGAAAUGCUAUAGGCAUCUAUUUUUCAUCAUACAACAUAUUGAUUCCCAUCAUCCGUUACUAAUGGGAUAUGGACAGAUGCAACAGGUAGAGGAUUGAAAGUCUGACCUAUCUUAUUUUGCUAAAACUGUGCUUGUUCCAAAAUAAAAUCUUUUCUACAUUUGCUUGAUGUCUCUAAAUUGUGUUGGAAUUUGGAGUAACUUUCCAAAGAUGCCUAAAUAUGUUUUUCAUAAAGAUUCCACCUUUAAGGAAAAAAGUAUCAAAAGUGACCAGGUCACUUUAAGCAGCUAUCAAUAAAAACCUAUAGAUAAUGAUAAAUUGAGUCUGCUAAAGUGCUAUUUUUUUAUGCUCCGUGCUGAUUUAUUUUUGUCUAGGGCACAGCCCUGGCAUUAGUUACUUAAUAACUAAUGACAGACCUAAGCAGUUUUAUCAAACAGCCAUACAUCUUUAUACCUUCAGGACUAUCGAUUAGAUAUGUAAAUUGCUUACCGCUGACUUCAGCGUCGUGUUCUUUUUGCUGAUCUUGGUCCUUAUUUUUUUGGAGUAUCUUGAUAUCAAUUCUUAACGUGACCCUAUCCUGAUUAUUUGACCGUGCUUUAAAAUGUAUACACUUCUGAAUCACCUUGCCUGGGCAUAUGUUGCUGUGACUAUAAUUCUCUGUUAACUUUUCUACCUCGUCUGUGAAAAUAACGUCCUUCUGAAUAGAGUAUGCAUAAACCUUGGUUCUCAGUAUAAAAUAAGCUAAGUAGAAAAAUAUAAACAAAACUAAUACAAAUAUAAAAGAUACAUAUUUUCAGAUAGACUAGGGUCCUAGUUUGAGGACUAUAAAAGUAGUAACAGUAAUAUGCUAGGAAAAUAAUGUUCAUGAAGAAAUCAGCAAGCUUAAACACCAGUUUAAUUAAUAGCUUGUUAUGAAUUAAUGUGUUGCUAGUUGUGAACUACUCAUUCUAUAAAAUGCUGCUGAACAGGAUUGUAUAUAGACCACGUUCAGUAUUCACAUUAAGCAGAAUAGGAGUUCCAGGAUUGACGUAAAACUUUUCAGUUACUUCCAAUUUUGGGCAAACCUCACUGUGUAUGCUAAUCUUAGGGAUUAGCAGCACGUUGAAGAACUUCCAAUCUUUCUUUUUUUUUUCUUUGGCCAGUUUUGUGUGUCUUUUUAGGCUUAAUAGGCUACUGCAGGCUAUUAGCAGACCAUGAGAUAAUACAUUCUAAACCAACUAUGCAAUAAAUGAAGUUUAAACAUUAGAUCUCUCUUUACAGGAAGUGUAUAGGAAGACUGUGUAGGUCACACGCAGAGUAGGAGUUGCUAUGGCUGCAUAAACAAAGUGGAAAAAUGUAACAUCUAAAUAUCAAAGAAUUGAGAGUUUCCCUGCAGGGGUAUGAUCUAUACCAGGGGUGCCCAAUACGCUGAUCGCAAAGGUGAUGCUGACUUUUAACCGGUGGGAUGUGGGAGCACAGAGAACCCCUCUUCCACAGGUAACUCUUUGAAGCCAUGCCGAAUGCUGAGUAUUUACCCUGUACCUGGCUGUUGUGUGUGCAGCCUCAGAGGGGAUUGGAGCUGCGAGGAGCAGUUGUGGCAUCGCUUUUGACAGCUGAAGGCUGGAAUACAUGACGCCAUAUCCUGGCAGAGAGCUGUGGGAGAGAGAUGGGCAGCAACACCUCACGGGACUUGUGUGGAGCAAUUAUGAGAAACAGUAAGUGUGUAUAUAUGAGCCAGUGAGUGUAUAAAAGCAUAUAUGAGUGUAUGUGUGUAAGAGCCAGUGUGUGUCUGCAAGAGCCUGUGUGUAUGUGUGUGUGUGUGAGCCAGUGUGUGUGUAAGAGCUAAUGUGUGUGAGUGUGUGUGUGUGUGUGUGUGAAAAAGUUAUUGUGUGUGUGUGAGCCAGUUUUUGUGUGUGUGUGUGUGUGUAAGAGCUAGUGUGUGUGUGUGUGUGAGCCAGUUUUUGUGUGUGUGUGUGUGUAAGAGCUAGUGUGUGUGUGUGUGUGUGUAAGUCAUUGUGUAUAUGUAUGUGUAUAAAAGCCAGUUUGUGUGUGUGCGAGUCAUUGUGUGUGUGUGUGUAUAAAAAGCCAGUGUGUGUGUGUAUGUGAGUGUGUGUGUAAGAGCCAGUGUGAGUGUGUGUGUGUCUAAGAGCCUCUGUGUGUGUGUUUGUGUGUGUAUGUGUAAGAGCCUGUGUGUGUAAAAGCCUGAGUGUUUGUGUGUGUAAGAGCCAGUGAGUGAGUGUGUUUGUGUGUGUUCCAUUCCUAUAUUUAGAUUUUUACAUAUACACACACAUACUACAGAGAUGAGUAAGAAAAUCAGAGGGGGAGUGUUACACAAAAGGGGGUAAGAGACCAAAGGUGGCAAAAGUGAAAGACAUUCAGAUGGGGGUCAAAGACAUAAGGGACUUAAGAAGCCACAAAAUGUGAGGUAAAAACGCAAAAGCAUGAAAAGAAUGACAAACAGGGUACAAUAUUCAAAGAAUAAAAAGUAAAAUAAAAAGGUGUCAAGAUGCACAAAACGGGCAAAAGGAUGAGUAAGAUGGGCAAAAGUGGGUUAAUAGACAUACAGGUGUAGAGGAAGUUUGGGGACGGCAAAAUUCAUCUUCGCCUGUGCAGACAAGAAUCCUUGUACAGUCCCUGUUGGCAGCCACACUACUUGAUUUUGUUUUGAAGGUAGAUCUCAUUGAGCUGGUGAUUUAAAAGUAGAUCAUGACACUAGAAAGUGUUGGCACCCCUGAUCUAUACAUUAAAACCAAUCACAGACUGCUAAACACAUUCACACAGAGACUGCUGAAUACACACAGAAACUGCUGAAUAAAUUCAUGCACUGCUGUAUACAUUCACACACUGCUGAGUACACACAGAGAGACUGCUGAGUACACACACCGCUGAAUACAUGCACACACUGCUGAGUACACACACAGUGACCGCUGAAUACACCCAUAUUUCUGUGAGGGGUGCUGUGUGUAUGUGAGGGGUGCUGUGUGAAUGAGGGGAGCAGUGUGUGGAGGGUUGCAGUUUAUGGGGGUGCUGAGUGAAGGGGUGCUGUGUGUGGGGCAUGCAGUGUGUGUGUGUGAGAGGGGUGCAGUGUGUGGGGUGAGCAGUGUGGGGGUAGGUGCUGUGUGUGUGUGUGGAGUGCUGUGUGUGUGAGGGGAGCAGUAUGUGUGGGGGUGCAGUGUGAGGGGUGCAGCGUGGGGAGCGUGUUGUGUGUGUGUGUAGGGUGCAGUGUGUGUGGGUGCAGUGCGUGUGUGUGGGGGGGUGCUGUGUGUGGUGAGAGUGCUGUGUCUUGGGGGGUGGUGAUCAGGGAGAAAGUAUAUAUUUUAUUUUUUUUGUUUAAAAGUAAAAAAGCAUCAAGUCCCUCCCCAUCCACUGUUCUUACAUUUUGUCAGUCCUGGUGGUCCACUGGAAAAUACAGAGUUCUAGCCUGCAGUCCCUCUGCCUGCAGGCUGACUUUUCUCCUCCCUCGAGCAUGAUGGUAACACGCAGCAACGCUCAGAAGAGCAUUCUCGUAGGAGGAAUGAUCGGCCUCCCGGGUCCUGUCCUCCCUCUCCUGCUGCCCUGGGUCCUCCCUCCCUCCCCAAAAUCUUUGAUCUCCCCACCGGCCCGAGAGUGUGUCCACAGCAACUGAGCCAGCUCUCAAAAGAUAUCCCCUGUCGGCCGGUGCCCAUGGGUAAUUCCAUGGGGCCCCUGGGCAUGCGGAAAGUAGGCCCUGGAUUUAACCCUGUUUUUACAUUGCAUGGUUGAAGUGACAGGGGCACUGCACUCAAACUCCUUCAUUGAGAUGAAGUGAUCUAGGUGCCUUUAAUAGUCCUUUAAUACAUUUUUAUCCCUUAAAGGUGUCUGCAUACAUCUAAUACUGUUUCAUACAUCCAGGAAACUUCCCUAAACAACCUUUCUAGAUUAAUUACUUGUGACAAUGGUCAGCUGAGUUUCCUGGGACCUCUACGGCUCCUGACGUUCUAAACCAUUUAUGGGAUUGAGAAAGGAGAGGCAGAUGCUCUGCUGGUUACAAGGACCAGGGGAUUAGAUUAACCAGAUUAAAUUUCAGUGCUCUUUUCUGUUAUUGUUGAAUUUAACCAUGUCAAAACUGAAAUAGUUCUGUUUGAACUCUUAUUACCAUUGACACUUUAAAGUGUAUUUCUCAAUGCAAACGAGGACAAUCUACAACAAAUAUCCAUAGCUGGGAUUCACCUGGAUUACCUUUUAUUACCUUCUACGAGUUUUUCCAAUGAAGAAAAAUCAUAUUCAAGAAAUAGCUAAAAGGACAACAUUGUCUUAGAUAGUGCUUUGUAGACUAAAAUCUGGUUUUUGAACAUGUAUCUACAAGUCAAUGCGUGCAUACCAAAAAUAUGUAAAUAAAUAUAAUCCUGUUGCACUAUCCGUAUAUUUAAAUUUUAACUGACAGUUAUGAGUAGAGGUCACCUUAAAUUAGACAGAACCACUGCAGGAUUCCGAGCCGUCGUUGAUAAUCUACAGCUUCUGCUCUGACUGUAAUAGUAAUAAACCAGCAUAUCCCCCCCAGUCUCUGAGCUGAAUUAAUUAUUUCUUUAACAAAGCAAGCAAGCGUUUACAAUGACAUUUACGAACACACACACACACACACACACACACACAAGGGGGAGUGUCUGCCAAUGCUCAGUGCUCAACCAAAUUAAAACACUAUCAGAGCUGGCAUAGAGAGAGACAGAAGGGAGGAGAGACCGAAGAUAGAAAACAGAUUUAAAUAUAAAAUAUUUAUGAGAACUAAAUAAAACACAGAGACCUGGAAAUUUCUGGAUUUACUGGAAGAAUUAUACAGGUAGAUCUGUUAAUUGGAUUUUUAUUAUUAUUAUUAUUAUUAUUAUUAUUAUUCAUUUAACAAGGAUUUAUAUAGUGAAAGACGUCUCUUAGGGAUUUGACCUACCGUUAAAGACAACAAAGCAUGCAUAUGAAAUGGAGACAGUAUUCAAACAAAUGUGUUGGGUGGUUGAUUAACUUCAUUUACUGCAGAAUGUGAGAUAUCCCAACAUCUGGAUUAGGUGAGCCAUUAAAAUAUAAGACACAAAAUAUCUUUUGAUGGUGUAGUGAAAAUGUUUCAUCUAUAUGGGUACUUGUGCUAUUUGAGGUUUCUGUUUUUACAAGUAAAAAGGUUUUUUCGAUGUCUAAGGGUUUAAAAGGAUUCUAUGCUAAAAUGAGAAGGGGUCAAUACCGUGCUUCUACGAGACAGCACUCAAAGCAGUGAGAUUUACUUUGCCUUGUCAAAGGCUUGAAAUGUGAAUUAUUUGAUCUUGCUUAAAACAUAUGCUAUCAUUGCAUAGAUUUUCUGAAAUUGCAUCUGUUUCUUAUUGUACACGAUCAUGUUUGCCCUUUUUAAUCAUUUGAAUUAAAUUGUGCAUGAACUCCAUUGCACAACAAUCCUCCAGAAACCUCUCUAUUUUUUUUAUUUACCCUUUAAUAAUCUGUUCCCCAUCUGCAAAAAGGCACUUUCAAAAAUUCCCAUAGUAAAGGUGUUUUAUUCAACGUACUAAAACGUGGACAUACAUUUUUAUCGUCAAAUUAUACAUUUAUCCUACACCACAUACACACUGAUGUCUUCUCUGUUUCUAGCUGUUGCUUUCCCAAAAUAUUUCAAUUGGUUUGGUGCUCUUGGUCUCAUGUGCCCCUAGUUCCACUCUGCUUGUUUUAACUAUUUAUAGACCAAGAUAGAUAUAUCAAAAUGGAUUAAAGGGAAAGCAAUUCUGCUAAUCUGCACAGCUCACACUUUAAUCCGAAGCUACUAAUUCCUCUGUUAUUUUUCUGUGCGGGAGUAUGCUCCAAAUAAGGUAGAAAACAUACUGAUAAUAUACACAGUCUAUUCCACUUGGUAUAUUGGCAGGGCUAGAAACUUAAAUCAUUCAUUUGGAAUUUUAAGAGAAAGAAUUAAAUGUUCCCAAAAAGAACGUUCCCAAAAAUGUCAAACACUUAUUUUGCACAUAACUGCCCUAGAGCAAGGGAUAAGAUCAGGUAUGUCAGACAUAUAAUAAUCAAUAUAUCAUAUAUUUUGUUCUUCAUCAUGUACAAAACAUUCUCAGAGUCGUUUUUCGGUAAAACUGCCAAAAAAUGUUUUCCUCUGCUAAGAUUGCGCCAUGGUUGUGACCAUUUUCCAUGGACUGUCUCUAUUAACAGAAUGUCUGUUUUUUUUUGUUUGUUUUUUAUUUUAGAUGAUAAUAAGAGAUGUUAAAUUUCCAAGCAUAUUUAAGCCGUGAAAAAAAAGGUAUUUUCAUAAACAAUCUUCCCCUAAACAGACAGUUUUUGAAUUAAAAAAAAUGAAAAUAUUAUAUAUAAUAUAAUAUAUUAAAGGACCACUAUAGUGCCAGGAAAACAUACUCAUUUUCCUGACACUAUAGGGCCCUGAGGGUGCCCCCACCCUCAGGGUCCCCCUCCCGCCCGGCUCUGGAAGGGGGAAAGGGGUUAAAACGUACCUUUUUCCAGCGCUGGGCGGGGAGCUCUCUGCCUCCGAACCUCCUCCGUUCCUCCCCGUCGGCUGAAUACGCACGCGCGGCAAGAGCUGCGCGCGCAUUCAGCCGGUCGAAUAGGAAAGCAUUAUCAACGCUUUCCUAUGGACGCUUGCAUGCUCUCACUGUGAUUUUCACAGUGAGAAUCACGCAAGCGCCUCUAGCAGCUGUCAAUGAGACAGCCGCUAGAGGCUUUGGGGGAAGGCUUAACCCAUUACACACUAAAGCGAAUUUCAAAUUUUAGACCUAAAAAGUUGAACUGGAAGCAAAGAUGACUUGAUCAAAUUUUCCAUUUCAGUUAUUUUGGCCUUAUUUUUGAAAUUCACUUUGAAUUCACGACAAUUCUUACUUUAGUAAAUAGUCCUGCUAAUGUGUAAUGGUAUAAAAAGGCAGCUUUGGCAUAUUAAAUAAAUAGUUACAAGAAAACAUGCAGAAAAUAAUUACAAAUUCAGUGUACUUGUUUGCAUUUUUUUUUUUUUUUUGUCAAGUGAACUUUCAGGAAUACUUGAACUGUAAGGGACCUAUUAUGCCACUUUAUGGGGAGCAUAAACAGACAAAGGCCACAUUGUGUGGCCAAAACUUUGUUACCUACAUCUAGUUAUUAAACCCUGCUUAACACUAUCUUGGAGUGCUCCAACCAUUUCCUUAAUAAUACAACAGUUUACAAGGAGCAGAAAAAAAGUAACUGAGAAAAAAGGCGAAGGGUGAAGUUGAACCAAGAAGGAUCUAAAUAAAAUAAGUUUAUAAAAACACAAAGAUCAAGCACCAGAACAUUCUUUUAAGUGGAUACCAACAACAAUCCUGACAAGAGUCUCUCUUCAUGGGUAGGGUAAUGGUAAUUGUUCACAGUAGGUUGAUCGUUGCACUUCAGAUGAGCAUAUAUGUAAAUAAGUUGAGAUCAAUUAAAUGUUAAGUUUUUUAUUUAGAUUAAUGUACAUGUAAAACAAAAAGAACAAAAAUAGGUCCAACGGUGGAAUAUAUCACUAUGUCAGGACAGAAGUAUGUGUGGAGUGCAACUUACAUUAGGUCGAGCUUCACACCAGCUCUGAGGUUUUGAGUCUAGUCGGAACAAUCCCCAACUGAGGCUAUGUGACAUUCUUUCAGCGGGACACUCACGAUUUUGGAUUCCUGUCCCAACAUCCACCUUCAGUUCCCUGAUGUCCAACAAAUGGGGACACUACGGAACUGUCCCCGGGCAGUACUUUAUCAUUAGACAUGCUUGUGCUGUGCAGGUAGCGCUUCAGCAGCUGGGGUCUGGCCAGGCUGUCUGUAAGUCUGUCGGUCCAUGCCUGCCUUUAUUAGCGUCGCUAGUGACUUGAUUUGUAUCACUGGCAAUGCUCUUAUGUGGCCUCACCCACCUGAGUCACAGUAGUGAAAUGUUGGGAGGUAUGUUAUACAUUGGAUAAAUUCUUUAUUUUAUUUGGUUUUUUUUAGUAGAUCACCUUGUCAACCCAUUGUGUUUUACCACCUUCAAUGUUACUAUUUUAUGCUUUGCAUGUAUCUUGUUUAUUAUUUUUUACAUGCAUUAUAUUUUGCUUACAUAAAGAUCUGUUGGAUUUGUAAUAGAUACAUAAAUUGCAAUAAUACCGCAUACUAUAUAUCUCUGUUUUUCAUGGAAUUCAUAUAUUUUACAUUGUCAGUAAACAAAGCAAGUCAUUUACCAGUUUUAAAGAACUUUACAUAUUUUACAGCCAAUAUACAUUGCAUCACAUCUCAUCUCUUGCUACAACUAUUCUAUAAGAAGCACCUGAAGUGUUACCACAAGAUUGAAUGGGAUUCCAGAAUAAUAGAUUGCUUUCUCACAGGGCCGGUGCAUCCAUAAAGUGGCACACCAGCUCUGGGUGCGCAAGAUACGAGUGACCGGCAGGACAGAAGCAAUCAGCGCUCCCCCUAUCAGUCUCUCUGUGUAGCGUGGCUGAGUGGAGCAGACCACGGUACAGGGGCUUCUGAUUUCUGUACCCGGCCGGACUGAGAAAGCACUUCCUCUCAGUCCGUCCCGGUACAGGAAACAGAAGCUCCUGAUUCGCGGUCCACUCCACUCAGCUACGCUACAAAUGAGAUAAUGUGACACACCAGGGAAGGGAGGAACACUAAGGGGUUGGGGUGUGGGUGUACACAAAGGGACACGGAGAGUAAAAGCACCACAAGGGACGGGAGAGGAACACUUAGGGACAGGGAGGAGAAGGGAGAGAUAAACUAAGGGACAGAAAGGGGAGGGGAGAGGAAACCACUAUGGGGAGGGGAGACCACUAAGGGACAAGGAGAGGAGACCACUAAGGAACAGUGAGGGGGAGAGGAGACCACUGAGGGACAGCGAGAGGAGACCAACAAGGGACAGGAAGAGGAGACUACUAAGGGACAGGGAGAAGAGACCACUAAGGGAGGGAGGGAGACUAAUAAGGGACCUGAGGUGAGGGGAGAGGAGACCACUAAGGGACAAGGAAGGAGUGGAAGAGCUCACAAAGAAACAGGGGAAAAGGUGAAAGAGACAUGCAAAGGGGGGGGGGAUAAGAGACACACAAGGGGUGUUGUAAGAGAUACCCAAGGGAGGUGUAAGAAACAAUGGAGAAAAAUAAGGGAUAAGAUACACUAAAGGGGGUAAGACAUUUAAAAGAGGGGAUACAAAACACAAAAGGGGACACAGGUGAAGUGAAGAUGCUUUUUUGGGGGGUGGCAAAAUGCAUCUUCGCCUCUGAACCCAAAACCCCUUGCACCGGCUCUGCUUUCUCAUGAACUCAAUCAGUUUUAUCCUGAUCAGCAGGAGUCAUCAUGUCUGCAAACUAAGCUCCUGAGUAGUUAUUGAAUGCAGUAGUUUGCAAUGUUUAUAUAUCUGUAAAAUGUUGUUGAGAAACUUUUUAGGAUAUAUUCACAAAACAUCCAACUUUUAUAAAUUGAAAACUUAAAUUUAAAUCGCCAAGAUGUGACUAUAGCUAAAUCCAAGUAUAGAAUGUAUUUUCCUUAUCAGCUAUUUUAGCCUUAAUGUUGUAUUUCAAUUACUCUAAGUACGUACGUAUGUACGUACGUACUUUUGAGACCAAGUCAAGAGAUCAGAAGCUACCAACUUUGCCAAGUAGAAGCCCACAAGCAAAUAAGAAAUUGUACACUUUCUCUUAUGACAAUUUCAGUUCCUUCCUAGAGCCAAAAUCCAUAGAGUUUGUGCAUUAUGUAGGACAUGAUUAAUUGGAAUGAACUUAUAUAAAAUAUUUUGAGCUGGUAAAUAGAAUGCAGAUUCUAAACAAGAACGUUUUGAAUGGACAUUCAAUAUUUGUUAUUCUGAGUGGGGCGGAGGAUAAUUCCUCAGGCUUUUUUUCUUCCAGGCCUUCACAUCUCCUUAUUACUGUUAAAAUAUGGGGCUGGGGCAACGAAUCUCAAAACAAAACAACAAAAGUGUAAAACAAUAAAUUCAUAUUUACCAUUUGACGUUUUCAUUUAGUUUUUCUAAUCUUCUUUCUUUUUCCCCUAAAUAGCCAAUGUAAGUGGCUAGGGGCUUGGGGAUCACAAGCCUCCCAGGAGUGCUUAGCUUUAAGGAUCAAUGAGACCAGGUAUCUCCUGUAUACUUGGAGACCCAUAAAUGUUGAAAGGGAUUUAUCCGUUACUAGAAUCAGAACAUAUGUGAGACCAGGCAUCUCCCGUGCCUUGUUUGCCCAUGCAUUUAAAAGGGGAUUAACUUCUGAGGGAGUAGUAUUACCAUUUACCCCUCUGCACAUGCAGUGACAAAUGGAGUAGGGGACACUUGUCCAAGGACACAAUAUUUUUUCAAUUAGAUUUUUAUUUCAAAUUUUAUAGAAAACCUCUCUUUAGUGCAUACAAGUGUCAGCAUAUAUACCUAUUUUAUUUCCACUUUGGAUGAUAAACCAUCUUCUGUUUUUUAAAAAAAUUCUUUAUGUUAUUUGUGCAUAAAGAAUUAACAAUAAGGCAGUCAACAUGUUGGUACAGCGUUUGCAAUAAGUCACGUUUCAUAGUUGUUUCGGAUAACAAUAAGGUUACAUUCUUGUUCUUACAUGAGGUACAAAGUUCGGAGUGUGUCCAAUAUAAUUAUCUUAUUGCACAUUUCUUUGUUUUGUAACGGAUUGAGGUUAACUGGGAAACAGGAUUGUGAGGUCUUACGACUUCUGGAUAUAAAGGGGGGUAUGAGGAUAUUCUCCAUUUCUGUUCUCUGAUGGCGUUGUGUGUUUCUGUCUGGUGAGGCUGUGGGUGGACCGAUCCUAGGUAUCGUUUUGUCAACUGUGCCUCAUGUGCAGUGGUGGUGCGUGCGUCAUAGUGUUGGUGUAUGCAGUCUGCGGCGUCCCCAUCUGGGCCUGGUUGGGUGUUUGGGGUGGGUGCGUGUUGGUGGUGUCGGGCCCGUGGGUGGUCAUCGUCAGCCUCUGGGUUGUGUCUGUGCUUCCGAGUGUGUAUGUGGUGGAGCAUGAGUUGCCUGUGUAUUUUGGUUUGUGGGUGGUUUCGCUGCGAACUUGGUUGGGCUAGUGGGCUUUCGGGGAGGGGGGCGUCGGAGAGUCCCCGUGUACUGUGGUUCGUCUUUUGUAUGUUUUUGUGUGGCCUGCGGGUAUGUGUGCGUACGUUUCGUUCGGUUCUCGUGGGUCAUGGGUUCAUGAUCUUGGUGGGGUGCUGAUAGGCGAGGGAGGUGGGUAAGUGUAUUCUGAGCUGUGGUGGGAUCUUGUAGCCCCCUUUGUCUUAGUCAUUCAGGUUAUUAAUAUUGCAUGAGUCUUCAGCCGUGGGGCGUGGGACUCGUGGAGUGGGGUUCGGUUCUGUGGUUUGGUUGUGGGCCGUGGUGGUGGUUGUGUUAGUAGUUCAGUGGUGGUGGGGGGGCUUCAGGUGUGGGAGGGUGGGGGAGAGGAAGAGAAAGAAGAGAGGGCGAGGGAGAAAGAAAAGGGAGAGAAGAAAAAAAAACAUUUGGGGUUGGGGGGAACGUGUAUUUGUUGUGGUCGGUUGGGCCUUAUGUGUAUAGCUGGUUCCUGUGUGUGUUAUGCGGAGAUUGGGAAUUCGUAGAACCAUGGGUCCCAUAUUUUGUCAAAGUGUUUGGUUGUACCAUUGCGGACCUUUCGUCCAUUUUUAUUGCGUCUGUUAUUUUCUGCCGUAUCAAUUCCAUGGAUGGCGUUUCUGGGCUGCCCCAUUUUUCAGCUAUUGCCCGCCUGGCCCACCUUAUUUUUUUAAUGUUGUUUUUUAGUCAUUAUUAUUUGACACGUGUGGAUAUUUAUUUAUAAAAUAAAGGUACCUAUUGUUUUCUUUCUUGUUCGUUUUAUGUUUAUGUUAGUUUGUACAUUUCACACCCUGUGCGCUCUUUCUAUAGGCAAUAGGUCAUUAUUGAUAGUGCAACCUCUUGUCAUUUUCAGGAAUACAUAUAAUGUUUGCUCUGGUCUAUGUAAUUCCAUAAUUUCCAUCCCGUAAUUUAAAUGAUUUUAUUUGUCCUCUAUUAUUUUCCUUUUCCUCCCUUACCCAAAGCCAUGGGUGGUUGCAUGGGCCCCUUUUAUACAAUUUCUGCACUCUGCCUGCCCAUUCUUUCUCUUUAUAUCCAAUAUUGAAUUCGAUGAGGAUUAAAAAAUAAACAAAAAAACUUCACUGGUAAUAAGAAACAGGGAUUACAUAAGAAUAAUUGCUCAGAAGCAAAGAGUUAAUCAACUUGUAAGAAGAGAAUAAACUGUUUUUUAUUUUCUAACUAUGUUCACCUGUAAUAUCUCCACUGACUACCCAGUUUGAUAAUCACCCUCAUUCUUUACAAUGAAUUUAUGUUGCCUCCCAACAUUUCAGCUUGUAACGAUUUGUUAAAGGUGAUCAGCAUCUGAUUCCUAUACAAUGCACCUUGUUUUUCUUGUAAAUGUUUUAUGAAUCUAAACAUGGGUACAUUGACUGUAAUAACGAUGAAUCUUUCAGAUAUAAUUUAGUGUUCUUUCUUUUUCUUGACUUUCCAUCGUACUCUUACAAAUGAUGUAAAAGAAAAACAAGCUUGACUCAUCACCAAUUAAAAAUGUUAUUUCCAUAAACGCAUCUCUAUUGCCCAUCGCAAAACGCAAGUGAAUAAAUCUUGGUGUUUUAAUUAUGAAUUAAUUACUCUGCCAUUUAUGAGCUACUUUCUGGCAUAAUUAAAUUCCCCUUUGUGAAGCUAAUUAUUGUUUUUGAAAUCUGCUGCCUGUCUUACUCCCUUGUACAGUUUCUUCCAGACAUAGUCAGGCUCCUCAAAGAGAAAACUAAACUGUUUUGGGAGAAAAUAUAUGAAAAGAUUCAUUUUCAAAAUCUAUGGCUUAAAGCAUGAUCAUAAUUAAACUAAUAGCUUUCCCAUCUUUUGUUAUUAUAAAAUCUUUAUUCACACCUAUCCCAGCUUAUCUCACCCCAUUUAAGCUUGACUAUUUACCUGGGAACCUCUGUCUCUCCUUUUCCAGUAAGGAGAGCCAGAAGGUCCUGCUAUGCAGAGCCAGCUCCUUAGCUGAGUGUGUCAGUCGAUUUCUUCAGCCAUUGGUGAAAGCACUGCAUCACCAGAUCUAGUGCAUGCAGGUAGCUUCUUACUGCCGAGAGACAGGGAGCGAUGCCCUAUGGACUACAUGUAAGAAGCCAAUAAAAUUUAAGAAAAUGGUUUGGCUACUUACAAUGUGGAGUGGGGAGAGCAUGGCUCAGUUGGCACUAUAACUAUUAAAGCACAAUGUAGUGUUUACAAUGCUUGGAAUGUUCCUUUAAGAGCAUUCUGCUCUGUACUUUUAUUAUUUAAACUAAAAACUGUUUUGGAAUUAAUGGCAGAUGUUAGUACAGACAUUUAUUUUUAUCCAAUGCAUUUUUCUGUGGUUACUAAUGUGUUCUUGUCCCUGCGGAGACAGGGACAGUGCAAUUCUUUCUACGUAGUAUCUCUCCUGGCAUAACAGUAAAGAGAGAUGGAUGAAUUAAGGACAGCAGCUUCAAAUAGCAGCUGACACUCAAAAAAAGUAAUUUCUACCUAUAUAAGACAGGCAUAAUAUAGGUUACAGAGCUGCCAUAUAUUUAACCCCUUAAGGACCAAUCUUCUGGAAUAAAAGGGAAUCAUGACAUGUCACACAUGUCAUGUGUCCUUAAGAGGUUAAAUAAAUCAUAACCCUAGCCUAACCCUAAUCGUAAACCUAGCCCUAACCUUAAUUUAAUUUAAAAAAAAUGUACAUAUAUGUAUAGCAAACGAUACAUAAUGCUGAACUGUGCAUUAAGGGAAUAUAAGGCCAACUCUAGUUCCUAGAAAAUUUAAACUACAACUGGAAUGUAAGGAUUUAUUAUGAUGUCUUAAUGACAUUAUUUUCCCAAAAUAUGCACAAUCUUUUCAAACGGGAGCUCAUUUGGACAGGGUCCUCUUCACCUGUUAUACAUGUUUAGAUAGAUACAGCCCUGCACAAUUUAUUGCUGCUAUAUAAAUAAUCAUAAUUGUAACACACAUAACAUAAAGCUAAAUAAAACAUUGCAUUUCUUUUCCUUUUAUACAUAAUACAUAAACAUUGAUAUAUACUUUUAUUUUCCUCUAGGUAGAUGUCAUACAUACGUUGAUAACAAAGAAAACUAAAUCAUCAUUUUCAUUUUGAACAAUCAGUUCUCAUAAAACAUAGUUCUGGGCAAAAAUUGUUAGUGUUUAUCCUUCUUUAAAAAGGAACUGUCCCUUCCCUGGAUUUUUUAUACAAUGUUUGAUUAUCCCUAUAUUUAACAAAUAUGUUUUUGUGAGGUGUUAAAAAAAAAUGACAUGUAAAAAUCCACACCUCUUUAUCCUUCAACUAGGUGCCACCAUUUUAACUCCAUUUCAGUUCUGUCCUUUGUACCUGGCAGUUUGCAUAGAGAAAGCAUAUAGAAAAGAGGAUUAAUGGAACAAGGUUUCAAUUUCUCCUGUCCAUUUGCAAUGUUUUUCUUGUCUGAAAUGGAUUAUUUGCUAAAUAUUUAAUGUACAUUUUAAAGAAUACAGAGCAUCUAAUGAAAAAAGGUUAACACAAAAUAUAACUAUUUUAUGUUUUUCAAAACAGGUUUUAUUAAAAAAAAAUAUGGCGCUUCCAGACAACUCAAGCUGUUUCAGACAUGGGGAUGAUUUUCACUCAUUUCCAGAAAUCAUAGAACUCAAUGUUGGUGGGCAGGUUUAUAUCACUCGUUAUCCCACUUUAAUCAGUGUUCCUGGUUCACUUCUGUGGGAUAUGUUUUCUCAGAACAAUUCUCGACCCUUGGCCAGGGACAGCAAAGGACGUUACUUCUUGGAUCGAGAUGGAUUUCUUUUUCGAUAUGUGUUAGACUAUAUGAGGGACCAACAACUGGUUCUUCCCGACCAUUUCCCUGAAAGGAGUAGAUUGCAAAGAGAAGCUGAAUACUUCAAACUUCCAGAAUUGGUCAAAAUAUUGGCACCAAAAGUAAGCAAGCAGAACUCAGUAGGAGAUGAUACAUUUCAAAGUGACUCUGAAGAACAGUCCCCUAAUGCUGAGGUCACCCGGAAUUUGUCUUCUGUGAGUGCGGCUCUUGCUGUUGCAGCUAGUAACUCAUCUGCCAUACCUGACCUUCGCCGCUCUGGGUUUAUUACAAUUGGGUACCGAGGCUCGUAUACACUAGGCAGAGAUAGUCAAACAGAUGCCAAGUUCCGAAGGGUUGCAAGAAUCAUGGUUUGUGGCAAGACCUCAUUGGCCAAGGAAGUAUUUGGGGACACACUGAAUGAGAGCCGGGACCCAGACAGACCACCUGAAAGAUAUACAUCCAGGUACUACCUGAAGUUCACAUUUCUUGAACAGGCUUUUGAUAGGCUAGCUGAUGCUGGAUUUCAUAUGGUUGCCUGUAAUUCUACUGGAACCUGCGCCUUUGCUCACGAGCAAACGGACGACAAGAUUUGGACAUCUUACACUGAAUACGUUUUUUACCGUGAGUGAAAGCACACAAAACCACUAACCUCCCUCCCCACUUCUCCUCUGCUUUUUGCAACUCCUCAUGUAGCAAUAGACUUUAUACCUCCCUCUGUGAUUUUCCAAAGCUGACAGUUAUCCAAAACUUUUCACCUGGUGUCCUUCUGUAGACUCAAAUCCUUUGUUGUUCCAGAAGAAUGUUGUCUUCAGGUUUGCCCAGAAGGAAAAUGUCACAUCUUGCCAAGUCAUCUCCUUCCUCUGCUACUCCCUUCCCUUUUUUUAUUCCUACCUGAUGUAAUAUUGCCACAAAAGUGUAUCUAUACUUUUAUAAUGACUGUUUUUGAUGCAAAAACUUGACCAUUGUAUAUACAUGCAUGUUUAAUAUGGGUAAGUAUAUGGUUACUUGUAAAUGUGUAUAUGAAUUCUAUCAGGUAUGUAUUCACACAUUCUAAAGUCAUCAGUUAAAUAUGUUUUAAAUUAGGGAACAAUCAAAAUUCACGAUUAAACCAUCAACAAAUGUAUAAACUCAUAAUGUUGACUCAAAGAACAAUUUGUAUUUUUUCAUCCAAAAUUUCCUCUACUGUGAAUUGACUCCUGCAUCUUGCUAGGGAAAGCACUUUGCCAAAAAAUGUUUUAUUAUUAUUAUUACUUUUCUUUUUUGCUGCAAUUGCAGGUUUAUUUAGAUUGUAGGUAUAUUACUUAAAGGACCACUAUAAGCACCCAGAACACUUCAGCUCAAUGGAGCAGUCUGGGUGCCAGGUCCAUCUAGUUGUAACCUUUCAGCUGAAAACAUAGCAGUUUCAGGGAAACGGCUGUUUACACUGCAGGGUUAAUCCAGCCUCUAGUGGCUGUCUCACUGACAGCCGCUAGAGGUGCUUCCACGAUUCUCACUGUGAAAAUCACAGUGAGAAGACACUGACGCCCAUAGGAAAGCAUUGAGUAAUGCCUUCCUAUGGGCGGUUUGAAAGUGUGUGCGGCUCUUGCCGCGCAUGCGCAUUCGGCGCUAAUGUCGGCAGGAGGAGGGGAGUUCCCCAGCGCAGAGGGAGCCUGGCGCUGGAGAAAGGUAAGUGGCUGAAGGGGUUUAACCCCUAAGGACUACAUAGUGAAAGGGGUUUGUUUUCCUGGCACUUGUUUUCCUUUAAUAGCAGAUUAAAAAGGAGAUGUAUUGCAAGCAUGAGGGCUCAGAGACAUUUACUCCACUGAACAAAUAUUAGUGACGGAUAAGAAACAAAAAUCUGUUUAUGUGGUUAUAAACUGUAAACACGUCCAUGGAGGAAGUGCUUGGUGACAUAUGAUGGCAGCACAUGCACAAUGACAUUGUCAUGUAUAUCCCAACCAAACAUAAAUACUUUAAUUGCAUUAUAAAAUAACAUUAAGUAUUGAUUAAAGAUACACAGUCUGAAUUUAAAGGGUUUACCCAGUUUAUAAUCAAUACAAAUAGAACGAAAGACAGAUGGACAGACAGACAUGCGAUUUGGUAAAUUAUUCAAAAAUGGAUCCCCUUUGUUCACUCUGGCCAUUAUAUAAUCAUGCUUAUUGUUAGUCAUAAAGGUACCUUGGUGUGAGCUUUCAUGCUCUGAAUCAUUGUAAUAAACUCCACUGUGGCUACAGCACACACACAGAGCUUCGGUACAAUAGCUUUGCCAGUGAUGAGUAGCAGAAUGAUUGAAGCUUCAAGAAGGACACUUGGGAUGUAUAGGUCAUGCGUCCAUUUUCUGGUCAUUAACCACGACAUGAAUUGAAUUUGCAUUCUAAGAUGACUUAAAAUAUAAAACAGAAACCAGCUGUCUUUUCUGCAGCCAUGAAGAUAAAAAAACAUUUGCCAAUAAAAUAGAUGUGAGUUUUUAAUCAGAGUUAGUUGCUAACUUUCAUUACUUCCAAUUAAAAUAUCACUUCAUCACUGCAAGAUUUUCCAAAACUUAAAAAAAACCUUAAAAAUAAACAAAUAAAUAAAUGCACCUUUAAGACGUUCGUUCUGACUAUCCUAUAAUGCAGUGGCGGCUGUUUAACGAUACCUCCUGGAAUAUGACUCUGUCCUCUGACCAGUAGGGCCCUGCUUAUUUAGCCCCAUGUACUCAACUAAUUAAAAGUCAUGUCCAUUUCAACACCAUAAACUUACAGAUACAUACAUUUGCCAAACAACCUCUUUAAGUUAGUCUGACUCUACCCAUUGAUGCUGUUACCCACUGACAGCCUUGAAUACAGGACAAUAUGCAGGCCUGUUUUUUUAGAGUGGCCAGUAACUGUUGACCCACUGCUACCUAAGAAAUAUUAUAAGAGCAGACUAAGCAUGUCUAUACUAAAUGAAUAUCAUGCCUCCCAAAAGACCUGAUUUCAGUGGGACAAUCCUGAUUUUUGGGUCCUGUACUGCAAUCCCUUCUUAGUUUCCUGGUGAACUGCCCACAACAAGCAUAACAGAAGUCAAACAUAUACACAAUAGAACAAUACACUAAUGUGUAUACACAUACAAUAAAAUACUUAUUGUAUAACUGGAACAGCAUAGUCUUCACUUAUCAAUUGUGAAAUGGUUGCAGAAUAAAAAUCUAAAAUAGAUAAAACACAGCAAACAUAGUGUAAACUGUAUAGAUAUAUAGAGUAAUAGAUAUCAUAGUAACACUUACAAUCUGUGGAGCCAUAUCAGGCUCUGUAACGUGCUCCCAAAAUGCCUAUUCAGGCCUAAGAUCCAGGGAAGAAAACUGGAAUGUAAGGGUAAAAUGAAUGGACUAAAGAUUGUAGCAAUGAAAAAAAACACCACAAAAUAAAAUGCACCACUUAGUCCGUAUAAAUGAUAAAUACAGUUUUACAGCAAACGUGUUUUGACUAUAGUAUAAAGUCUUCAUCAGUGCUGAUAAUUGCGACUCCAAACCUUUGCACUUUUAGAAGUUCACUUAAAUCUGCGAAUACAACCCCCAUGGGUUAGGAUCUGACAUCAAUUCCAGAUCUGCUCAUCACUUCUGGUUGAGUGGUCUCUAUGAUGCUAACAUGAAUAUCCAUCCCUCCUCUAUUUCCUAAUUUCUGCUGUAAAACCUAAUGCUGGCUCUUGUCACCAUAUUUCAUGUGCACAGAACGUCCAAAAUAGCCGAGUAUGAUAUAAUGUAAAAAUCAAUACAUGAUGAAACACAGAAGAACGGAUCAAAUAAGAGACAUAUUUCAGAAUGAGUUCUCUUUGCAACAUAAAAACAAUAAUAAUAAUAAACAAUAAUAAAUUAAAUUUAGACGUCAGGUAGAUACGUGAGAAAGGGGCAUCCCUCUAUCAGUGGGGGGAAAAAUUAACAAAAAUGUAGAAUAUAAAUUAUAAAUGAACCACUAUUUAAUAAUGUAGCAUUUCAAAAUCUAGGAGGUGCAAAAAUGUAGAAUAUAAAUGAACCAUUAUAAAAAAUAUACCAUUUCAAAAUCUAAAUGUAAUCCACUGGGUGAUAGAGUGUCCAAUUCAGAUAUCCAUCUACUACUCUACUCUACAUUAAACUUGUCUUCAACCAUACCGUUUUUUUCUUUUUGUAUAUGACCAUAAAGCCUAACUAGGAGGGAUGAAAAAGGGCUGAAAUACAGUGUUUAGGAUACCUCCUCUGAAUGUUCCCUAUGUGUUCCAAUAUGCUGGUGUUGAGACUACUACUAGUAGUCAUCCCCAUAUCUUGCAAACCACAGGGACACCAGAGAAAGUAUAUAACAUUAGAAUAAAGGCGUAUUAAGCCUCGUUGACUUUGUAUUUCUUUUUUGUAGAAUUAGAUGAAAACUGUCUCUGUUUUAAAUUAUUUUUAAAUUAUUAGUUUUUCUAAGUAGGAUUCUUAAAGGGAGAUCCAAACCCCACUCCAGAUGAUAGGGAAGGAUGUCAAGUAGUGUUUCAGGAAUAAUAAAAUACUUUAAAUUUCUAUAAAAGUAAAUAAUUUAUUCCAAAACAGGUCAGAUAAAAAACAAAAGCAUCAUCAAAAGUCCAAUAGUCACCAAAACGUGUUUCACCUAAUAGGCUUCCUCAGUUGGUGUAUUGCUCCUUUUCCCUCCUGAUUCUAAGGAUGCCAGUAUACUAAAUUUUGAUGUUAUGACAUCAUUUUAUUUUGUUUCAAUAAAUGCUUUGGGAGCAUAGGGCACCAUCCCUGCCCCUAUGAACCAGCACACGCUGCUAUAAUGCUAUAUGUUCUUCUGAAGGCAUGUCAUUGAAGUGGUCUGUGUGCUGUGCCUCUGUAUGUUUAACCCUGAUAAAUGUUUAUAUUGCAGGGUUAACUCCACCAUUACUGGUUGUCUUUCUGACAGUAACUAGAGGCACUUCCUGUUUCCUAAUGGAAUUUUACUCCUUUAAACAACGUUAGACACCCUCAUGCAAAUUCCCCAUAGGAAAGCAUUCACCUAAUGCGUUCCUAUGGGGAAGCUUUAAUGUGUGCACGGUGACAUCCAACAAUCGUGUGUCAUCCCAGAAGGAGGAGACUUAGCCAUUAAAGAACUAAGGUAAAUAUAAAAGUUUUUAACCCUUUACAUGUCAGUUGGGGAAAGGGACACUAUUGUAUUUGGAAUAUAGGUUUGUAUUUCUAAUACUAUAGUGUUCCUUUAAUUCUAAAUCCCCUAACAACAAUUAUUUGAUAUGCAUGGGCCGCGUUCUGUCCUGUCUAGAUCUUGAUCACACCUUACAAGAACUGUCCAUGCAAAUGCUCUAAUUUAGGCCAGGCGGGUGAAUGUGCGUUGAAAUCCCAGCUCUAGCUCUGAGCAUUAUUCAUCAGCAAUAUCAUAUACGUGGCAAAUCACAGGCAUGUGUUAUCACCCUUCAUAUCAUCUGUGAUUUCCUUCAAAACAACCAGAAGGAUUAUUCGGUGGUCACCUACAGAUUGACUCCUUGAGGACACGGUCCUAUAAUAAUGUUUACUCUAGUGUGCUAGGAAACACUACAAUAUCUUUGUUACAUUUCUUAUUCUUCAAUAUUUGCUCUUCAUGUAACAAUAUGGGGUUCGCAUAUUUUUUUACAAUUUUUUUGUGUUUAUUAAGCCGGUUUUGCAUGUUACAGUCACUUGAAAAAGUCCGAGACGUAAAUAUAACAAUCAGCAACAUAGCUUUCUUGAUUUAUAAAGUCAUGAUCCUUUCAUUUUCAUUUUUGGCUUUAUUGCAUUAACAAUAUAGUAAAUGCUCAGUAAUUCAUGAUGACAUAACAUUAAAGAAUUCACUAAUUCCUUUGACCCAGAUUAUUCUAAGGGAUAAAUAGCAGGAGUGAGCAAUCAUGAGUUUAUGAAGCACAAUUCUCCAUAUAGUAACACGUUAUUAACCAAAAACUGUCUCCAAAAUAAAACGACAUUUAGUCUGUUGUGCCAUAAUUCCCACUCCAAAUGAAUCAAUAAAAAUACAACAUUUUUAGAUGUGAUGCUGCUUCAUAGUUGUGGUGGGUAGGUGGUUUCUGUACUAGCAAUUGAGUCCCGAUACAUGCUUCAUUUUGCCAUUACAGGAGCAUUUUCAGGCUAAAUGUUUAGGUUUCACAAAAGAAAAUGACAUACUAUUAAGUUCUUUAUUUUGCAGUCAGUUUGUCAAGCCAGCCUGUGCAUAAUUCAUAAAAUAAUUCAAGCAGAGGAAUGGUGUAUGGAUGGUGCAUGUGUGUGGGGGUGGAGGGGCCGGGGAAGGGUAGAGUUAUAUAGAAUUGCUUUUUGUGUGACCAUAUCCUGUAGUGUUAAACGGUUUUCAAACAGACAGCGGAAUUAUGAAGAUAGAAAAUCCAAGGGACAUUUUAUUUUAGGAGAGUGAGUGGGGCUGUUGCAAUUCUGAGAUGUGUUAAGCAACCUAACAGUAAUUUAUGUAUCACAUUUGCAUACAUACUGAUUUCUAAAAACAUUUAUUGUAGAUUAAAGGCACAUUACUGGGAUUCCUAUUGCUGUGAAGCUGCAUUAUACACUCAGACACACCAACAAUAUGGACAUUAGGAUAGAAAAAGGGAUUGAGGAAUUUGAGCAGAUAAUAGGGACUCCUUCUCCAAAAUAGGGACUCUUGGGAGGUAUGUACACGUAUAAAUAUGCAUUUAUAUAUUGUUGCACACAAAAGUAAAAGGGAAUUAUUUUUCAUUUAAUGCUUUCUGUAUUCAAGCAAUAUAUCAGACUCUUGCUAUUCUAGCUACAGGAGGUGCGAGGCAUGUGCUGCCUGUUGCAUCACCCUUUAGUCACAAAACUCUUGCAUGAUACAGCCAUAGGGACUCAGUGCUAUGAAGAUUUAUUGUUACUAAGCUUCUGGUUGAUACUGUAAUUACUGCAGGCGAAAGCACAAAUUCAUUUACACCAUCAGCUCCUCCAAUAUGUUAUUCUUUAGAAUGAGGCAAACAACCUUCUAGAAUGUUAUGUAAUGAUUCCCUGCCUUCCAACCAAGCCCAAAUUAAAGUGGCACUGUUACAAAAUUACAAAUUGGAGGUGUUAUUUCGCUCUCUAUAUUACAGAGGACGUGGGCCUAACAAUGAAAUGGUACCACAGUUAGAUAUUGGGCUUUACAGGACCCAGGGUCUCCUGUACCUGCUAGCCAACCCCCCACCCAGCAAUGUCCCUGCUUGAUGGCCUGUGAUAGCUGUGAGCCUAUCUGUCAUUUUAAAAUAUUACAUUUUGACAACUUGGGGAAGCAUACUAAGAGAGAUCUGUAGUCAGUGAAGACACCAGUCUUUUAAUUUAAAAAGGAAAACCGACUCCUUCAUUUGCCUCGACUGUCACUGAAGAUACGGACAUGUGGAGGACAAAACAUGCAUAAAUGGUCGGCAAAGUUUGCACAGGCUCAGGUAUAUAAACUUAGGUUCAUAAUAAUUAUAUACUUUAUAUAAUGAGGUAGAGGCAGGCAAUAUCUACCUACACUGUUUCAAUAAAAAUACAUGAUAGGUAAACAGUGGGGCAAUAACUCCCACUGUAGUUCCAUCAGUGCAGUAGCCAAAACCAGAAAAAUUGGAGAAAUGCACAACUGGUAAAGUGAACACCCAGGUGCUACCAUAUUUAUUUGAAAGACAACAUACAAGUUGCAAAUGUUUUGGGCUGUGGCCCUUUGUCAAUGCUAUAAUGAUAAUUAUAUAUUUGGCAGUAUUCCCAGUCUUCUUUUUCUAUUCUGAAAACUGAGGACUAGCAUCUAGCACAUGGUUUAACAUGUAUGAUUUAUUUAUAAUCAAUUAUUAUCAGUUUAUAUUAUGUGGAAUGAAGUGUUCUUUUUACUAAAACUGGAAAAGUCUACUUAUGAAAUGAUGUUGUGUUGACCUUUAAGGGGCAUGUUAAUAUUCACUUAUUAUCCUAAAUCCCUGGUUAAUCCCUGUAUGGGAAAAUCCUGUUCUUUUAAACAAAUGAAAUGUGGUGGGGGUGUAACUAAAUAACACACGCAUUCUUAGAUGCACUCAACGCAGAAUGGGGCAAACAAAAUAGUAAAUGACACAGUACACUUGUAUAGAAAUUAUUACUGUAGAGUUUCAAGCAGGAAAAAAAAAAUAUAAAAAAAAUCUAGACAAUGAAUCAAACUGAAAAUUACAGGAGCCUUUGUAUUAGUGAUGUAGAAAAGAGAUAAACCGUGAAAAAUGCUGCAUAAUUAGAAACAACUGGAGCUUCAUAACAUUGAUAAAAAAAAUAUGCACUCAACGGCCUUAACUGUAGAACUGGUUAUGUGUACUAAUUCAUCAGGGGCUGGAACCCUAUUACGAUGGUGCCCCUUUUCUUUGUAUAUCAGGUCCACCAUAUUGUAAUUGUAAAGCCAUUGCUCUGUGUCUGUUACUAAUCAAUCUGUAUGUCCCAGCCAACCCCUAUGUGUCUCCUAUCCAACUGUCAACUACCUCGAUGUUUUGCCACCACCUUUGGGUGUCUGUCACCCAUCCCACUAUGUGUCUCUCAUUCAUCCCCUAUCACUCAAAUACCCUAGAACUCUCUAUGUGUCCUCUAUCCUCCUUUCUAUGUUUUGUCAGCUUUCUGACUUUCCUGAUAUUACCGUAAAUCUCUCAGUUAAUUUCAGGUUUCUCAUACAGCAUUUUUCAUUUCAACCUACUUGUCUAUUAACCAAUAAUCAGUGUCUCUCAGCAGCCCCAUGUACCUCUCACAUUUUCCCAAGCUCCUAGGCCCAUUUGGAAUUUUGAGUCUGAACUUAAGCCUAUGUUCACGAGACCCCCAUUGUAAUAUUAUGUCCCCAGAAUACAAAGAUCUCCUCUAUAUAGCUGUGGGUCAUUGGACCUUGGAAGACACUGGGCUUCUCUCAAUGACUGCUGGACACAUAACAAAGUAACGAUGCAGGGAGUAGUUCUAAAAGGCAAAUUCACACUCUGUCACAAUAUUUUGCUUAUAUCCAUUUUCCUUAGCCUAACUAUCUGUUGCUUUCACAUCUGCUCUCUGUUUCCUAGAUCCUUCAGUGAUUUCCCAUGAUCUCUGAUCUCUUUGUUUCCCUUGCUUAUUUCCAUCUGUGUCCCCAUAUUUUUCCCCUAGCCUGAUAGACUCCCAAUGUCCUCAGUCCUAUAUUACUUAACAACCCAUGUACUGAUAACUCCCUACUCCAUUUGGUGCCUUCUCUCUCCACACCAGCUUUACUCAACUGAUCUCUCUCAUUAUGCUCAUUAACACCUUUAAUGGCCAUGUCUAUCCAUCUUUUCCCACAUGUACUCUGUCCUCUACCAAUAAUAUUGUCUCCAGUAUUCUCUUACUCCUGUGUACAUUGAUUUCUGGCAAUUUUUCUGGCCAUUUUUCUGGCCAAUUUUACCCCUCACCUCUCUAUACUCUCACCUAUCUUCCCCUGCAUUCCCCCCACAUUUUUUACCUUUUCCUAUGUCUCUGUUCGACUGCUUAACUGACCAAUGCUUCACCACAUAUCACCUGGUUCAUCAUUCCUCUGUCUCUUGGGGUUUCCCCUACACCACCUCUGAUCCUUGGUCACUCACACUUUUUGACAUCUGAUCUAUCCAUCUUCACUAUCUGUGCUUCAUGUCUAUUAAACAUCCUCCACCAACAUCCCUGCUGUCCAUCUUCUCUCACCAACAUUUCUGUUCUGUCCAUCCUCCUCCACCAAUAUCCCCUGGUCUAUCCAUCCUCCCUCAACAACAUCCCUGGUCUGUCCAUCCUCCAUCACGAACAUCCCUGGCCUGUCCAUCCUCAAUCACAAACAUCCUUGGUCUGUCCAUCAUCCACCACCAACAUCCCUGGUCUUUCCACCCUCCCUCAGCACAAUCCCUGGUCUGUCCAUCCUCCAUCACAAACAUCCUUGGUCUGUCCAUCAUCCACCACCAACAUCCCUGGUCUUUCCACCAUCCCUCAGCACAAUCCCUGGUCUGUCCAUCCUCCAUCACAAACAUCCCUGGUCUGUCCAUUUUCCCUCAGGAACAUCCCUGGUCUGUCCAUCCUCCCUCAGCACAAUCCUUCGAUUUCUCAUCAUCCCUCAGCAAAAUCCCUGGUCUGUCCAUCCUCCCUCAGCAACAUCCUUGGUCUGUGUAUCCAUCCUCUACAAUAUCCUCUGUUCUGUCCAACCUCCCUCAGCACAAUCCCUUGGUCUGUCCAUCUUUCCUCAGCAACAUCCCCUGGUCUGUAUCUUGUCUACUCAACUUAUGUAGUGUUCAACUCCUUUAAACUAUUCAGUCUCUGUUUCUGCCUUUAUCCACUCUGUUUUCUCUGGUUUCUUUUUCCCUUUCAACGCUUUCCCAUUGAGCCCUCACAAAGGACCAAUAGAAACCCAUUCCCACAUCUUAAGUAUAUUCACUCCCCACCAGCGAGGUCAAUAGUUAUUAAGGCUGUGACCAGCUGCUCCAUUAAAGGGUUACUCAAGCUCUAUGAUCAGUGACAUGUGGUGGUCAUGGUGGCUUAUUUCUGUAUGAGCAGUGUUUUUGCUAUGAAAUACUGCACAUACAGAGUUUAACUCCUUCCUCCAGCAGCGUUAUUGGGUUGUCAUUAGAAAACCCGAAACAAGAGUUCCAGGUGGCCAAAUGUCAAUUCUGUACAUAUUUCUAUUUAUUCACAGAGUUGCAGUCAUUAGCUGAUAGUGGUCAGCUGAUGUUCUCAGCCAAUGAAUGGCUGGUGUGUUUGGCAACCAGCUUUUGCAGCUCUGCAGUAGCUGGAUGCAUGUCACAGGCCAUAGAAGACUCUUAGCUCCCUGCAUGGACACAGGUAAGAGGGAAAACCUUUGCAAAAUGGUUUGCUUCUUUAUCGGGAAAUAGCAACAUGCUAUUCUUGACAUCAUAGCCACUACAUGUUAUUGAUUUUUUUGAUUGGGUAACUAAAAUUAUAGGUCAGGGUGGUGCAGUAGACAUUGCUUACCUAGAUUUCAGUAAGGCUUUUGACACUGUUGCACAUAGAAGGCUUAUCAAUAAACUACAAUCUUUAAGUUUGUAUUCCAAUAUUGUUGAAUGGGUAAUGGGUAGUGGCUGAGUGACAGGCAACAGAGGGUUAAUGGAAUAUAUUCGAAGCUUGGACUUGUCACCAGUGGGGUACCUCAGGGAUCUGUACUUGGACCCAUUCUCUUUAAUAUUUUUAUUAGUGAUAUUGCAGAAGGUCUUGAUGGUAAGGUAUGUCUUUUUGCUGAUGAUACUAAGAUAUGUAACAGGGUUGAUGUUCCAGGAGGGAUAAGCCAAAUGACAAAUGAUUUAGGUAAACUAGAAAAAUGGUCAGAAUUGUGGCAACUGACAUUUAAUGUGGAUAAGUGCAAGAUAAUGCAUCUUGGACGUAAAAACCCAAGGGCAGAGUACAGAAUAUUUGAUAGAGUUCUAACCUCAACAUAUGAGGAAAGGGAUUUAGGGGUGAUUAUUUCUGAUGACUUAAAGGUAGGCAGACAAUGUAAUAGAGCAGCAGGAAAUGCUAGCAGAAUGCUUGGUUGUAUAGGGAGAGGUAUUAGCAGUAGAAAGAGGGAAGUGCUCAUGCCAUUGUACAGAACACUGGUGAGACCUCACUUGGAGUAUUGUACACAGUACUGGAGACCGUAUCUUCAGAAGGAUAUUGAUACCUUAGAGAGGGUUCAGAGAAGGGCUACUAAACUGGUUCAUGGAUUGCGGGAUAAAACUUACCAGGAAAGGUUAAAGGAUCUUAACAUGUAUAGCUUGGAGGAAAGACGAGACAGGGGGGAUAUGAUAGAAACAUUUAAAUACAUAAAGGGAAUCAACACAGUAAAAGAGGAGACUAUAUUUAAAAGAAGAAAAACUACCACAACAAGAGGACAUAGUCUUAAAUUAGAGGGACAAAGGUUUAAAAAUAAUAUCAGGAAGUAUUACUUUACUGAGAGGGUAGUGGAUGCAUGGAAUAGCCUUCCAGCUGAAGUGGUAGAGGUUAACACAGUAAAGGAGUUUAAGCAUGCAUGGAAUAGGCAUAAGGCUAUCCUAACUUUAAGAUAAGGCCAGGGACUAAUGAAAGUAUUUAGAAAAUUGGGCAGACUAGAUGGGCCGAAUGGUUCUUAUCUGCAGUCACAUUCUAUGUUUCUAUGUUUCUAUGUUACAUGCUGCUGUAGUGGUUAUGAUGCUUGGAGUAACCCUUAAAGCCCUUUUCAAGUCUCCUGACGGAUGAUGGUGAAAACAUUCUAGGUUGGACUAGGGAAAAGUUUUAGUUUAUCCUAGGAAUAUCAUAACAAACUCUAUAAGAGAUCUUCUGCAGCUUAUUACUUUUUCAGAUAGCAUUCUCAACAAUCAGAAUGUUGGUUUCAGAAUGUUUUAUUUCACAUAAUGGGAAGCCUUGAGAUUGUUUUGCAUAUCUUCCUAAAGAGGCAGUCCUGCAGAACCAUCCUCCUUAUCACCUUCCAAAUGGAGCCGACAUUGGACGUUCCCUCACACAGACCCACUUUAUUUUUACACCAUUGUCAUUAAGCCCAUUUAGACCAUAUCACAAAACCCCGGGAUUUAAGGAGUUAAAGCAGUGCAUUCAAGGAAGUAUUUAUUCUACGUGGAGAACACUUUAACUGGUAAAAUGCCUUGUCGUUUCAUAAAUGGUUUUCUACAUGUCCUGGAAAAUGAUUCAGCAAUCUCUGGACUUUAACUAAACCUACUGAAAUCAAAGAGUCUCUCAAAAAUGUAAAUCCACAGUAACUACACCAGAACUGAAUAUUUUUUUUCAAACACAAUCAUCUCAUUUUAAACUUGAGAAAUAUAUAUAUUUGAGCCCUGUCUGACUUUAACCAUCUCAUCUAUAACCCCAAGUUGUAAAGCAUACCAUGCAAAGAUUGUGUGACCUCUAUCAAUAUAAACAUGUGUCCUUGCUUUAUUUUUUCCAGGAGCUCCCGAUUUCACUAUAUAGCCUUGAAUUUGAUCUUUUUAUCUAACAGACUUAAUCUUUCAAGUUCACAGUGAAUUUUUAAUUUCAAAUACAAAUUGUAAACAUCUUCCAUUGAAACUGGAUUUUGGUGUGGCAAUUUUUGCCUAAAAUUUUAUAUUUAUUUUGAGUUCAUGACAAUUCACACUCAAAGGGUUACUCCAAUUCUUUUUACAUCUUCCAGCGUUCAAUGUGUGCUAAUGACAGAUGUAAAACAUACAGGAAAUUGACAUUAAGCAGCCUGAAACAGAGUUCCAUUCUGCCUAAGUCACGCGUGCCGAUGGAAAUCUAGCCUCUGAUACAAAAGUGAAAAUUACUCAGUAUGUGCAGUGUUUCAAGCUGAAAUACUGCACAUACAUAAUCCUACUACCAUGUUCACUUCAAAUCACUGAAGUGGUCAUGGUGGUUGGAGUAACCCUUUAAGCGAAUUUCUUUGAGUAACUGGAGACCAGGAUCUGCUGGUCAACUUUUUAUGUGCAAUGUAAGGCUAGUGGUGUUUGUCCUCCACACUUCCUGCUCUGGCAGUUAUCCCAACUACAACAUAUGCUACCCCCAGGCAAAGGUAAUGAAUAGAUCAGAAACUGAACAUUUUUGGGUAAAACUAUACAGCAGGAACUUGCAGGCCAGCUCACCUCUUAUCCUCUUAUUCAGAGACUUGUGAUGGAAAUACCACUCCAGCCCUGAAAAGUUAAACCAUCCGAGAACAAACCUAUGUGCAUGCAUCAGUAACAGGUUGAUCAUUAAAGAAAUAUUAAAAGCCAUGGACUGGACAUUAGGACUUUUAAGGGUAAAACCCUGUUGGCACCUGAAGUGUUAACUCUGGUGAUCACAGAUUGACAUGAACAACAAGGACUUAACAUUAGGUGGGAAGAAGGCUGUUAUGAGUACUAUAUCUGAUGUUGCAUGACAGAAAGAGUUCAUUGUGUGCCUUUGUUUACGGUUUAAAAUGCAAUGGUAAUGGUUCUCUGACCGAGUAACUGUGGUCAGUGCGGUCAACCAUGAAUGCACCGUUCUCUGCAGAGCAUCUGGGCACAAAUGUAUAGCACUAUCCAGCUGGGAAGCACCAAUAAUAUCGAGAGUACCCUGAUGCGUUUCACUCUGACACGUGGUGACCAGAAUACUUGUCCUUUACAGCUUUGCUAACUAAGGGCAUAAUCUAUACAGUGGUGUCUUUGUAUUUAUUAAGCCCCUCUCCACUAUGGAGACCACCCCUUUCUUUGAUUACCCCUAGUAUGCCCCUAGUAUACACAUAGGAACUUGCUAAACCAGGCUGCCCACUCUCGCCUCUAAUUUAUCUUGCAGUUACAAUCAUCUGUUUGAUGAUUUAAAAUAAAAAUUUAAAUUCUUUAGUUUUUGAGCAUAGGCUUUCCUUAGAAAUACAUUGUUUCCACUUAUAUUCAUUUCCAGACUGUUUUCCUACUGUGAGUACUAAGGUAUCUGCCAUUAUUGCUAUGUCUUCUCAAAUAACUCCUACAUACCUUUCAUGAGGUGCCCUAUGAACAUUUAACUAAUUUCACCACAUUCACUUCCAUCACAGCGCAAUUAGCCUUGUACAACCUAUACAAUGUAAGCACACCUGUUUCGGUACAUCUAUCCAAUAUAGUAAGACAUCCACACUUCACUAUCCUGAUUCCUGAUCAAUCAUCAUUCACAGGUUUUGCUCAAUUAUUUCUUAGCAGUGAUGAAGGACCUCAGGGCACUUUCUGAUUUGAAAAUUGUAAGGAUACCUAUGAACUGGUUUUUACUUUUAUUCCAUUUGUGUCAACCAUAAUAAGUAGAAAUAGAAGAGAAGUCCAGGCACUCUCAGGAUACGAAAAGGCAAAUUUAUUGAACCCACUGCAAAGUUUCGACCUACAUCGUCUUUGUGAAGCCGUGUAGGUCGAAACGUUGCAGUGGGUUCAAUAAAUGUGCCUUUUUGUAUCCUGAGAGUGCCUGGACUUCUCUUCUAUUUCUGUGUGAUAACAGCUUUUUGAUCAAAGGAUGAAAUCAGAAAACUAUUUGGAGUCAAGAAUUAUUUUUAUCCCCAAUUUUGUUGCACACUGAAAAAUCACUUCAAAUUGGUUUUUUUCAUCUUCUUUUGGAUUAAUUUUAGAAUAAAAUGUAAGACUUGUUAAAUGUUUUGUUUUGAACUUGUGCCUUUUAAAAAAAAUAAUUUUUCAUCCCACCUGCCACAUUUGCCAAAGUUUGAGAGGGAUAGUUUGCAGGUGAAAGUAACAAAUGGCAACAGAUUGCAGGUCCUUAGAGUAGCUGGGAUUAAAGAAAAAUCCUCCAAAAUGUAAGAAGCAAAGUCAUAAAAAAAUAACAAACCAUAAAAUAUCUCUUCUAACAUAGGCUGGGGAUCCAAAGAAGAAACAAAUAAUGAAAAAAACAGAGGUUGUGGAUAACAGAAAUAUAGGUGAGGCAGAACUAAGCUUAGCAUUACCAAGAGCAGGAGCACUGUAAAUCGUGUUAGACAUUUGUCCUUACACAAGUAAAACACUCAAAUAAUAUAAUAAAGACUCGUCAGGGCUUUAGGAAUGACAAAAAGUCUUUAAACAUGCUGUGUUCCUGAUUUAUAUACUCUGAGGAUGUAACCCUGACCACCUAUAAACCAUGGCAGUUUAAGAGCACACGAGGUUGCCAUCAUAACACUUGAGGCACUUUACAAACCCAGUGGACCAGACAUUACUCUAUCCAUCAGAAAAAAAUAAUCAAAAAAGGUAUAUACAUUUCCUAUCUUUUUACAUAUGUGUUUUAAUUACAUGGUGGUAUAUAGAUCACAGUUAAUUUAUGCUUCUCUUGUAAGUGCGCUGUCCACCAGGAGGUGUGUUUUUUUCUGAUAUUUAAAGUGUGAAGUUUAGUGAUUGAUUUCCCAGUGGAUUUUUAGCUGCACUCAUUUAACACUUUUUAAUUAAGUGCCAGUAUACCACACUUUUGUGUUAUUUUCAGUAUUACUCUAUGCUGGAAAUAAAUAGGGGCAGUCUGAACCAUGUGGUUCCAUGAUAUACCACAUAGUUUUAUCGGGCCCAUGCAGGCCACAAGUCAUGGCUGGGCUACUUAGCAGAACACUGGCUGUACCAUUCUGAUGUUGGUCCUGGGAGUGAGCUGAGCAGCAUGGUACAUUUAAGCAAAUACUUGGAUGCUCUUGGGUUCAGUAUUCAUGACACACUGCCAUACAGAUGUGGCCAGUGCCACAGCACUUUCAGAUUAUAACUUCAGAUGACUUAUCCUCAAGUUUCACUCUGUCAACGUCAGGUAUCCCAUUGGGGCUGAAAACAACCUUCAGGUAAAAUUUGGAGUUUUGAAUAUAGAGUAAGUCUUUCUGGUUCUGCAAUCCCAAUGCUCCUUUUUAACUUUCCGUAAUGAUGUAUUUCAUGAUCUACGAGAUGUUUUAUUGCAUUUUCAAAUAUUAACACUUCAAAGCACUAUGAUCAAGAGGUUAGAAAUACAUGCAUUAUUUACAGGGAUAUUCUAAGCACCAAAUAAACUUCAGCUUAAAGCAGAUCUGUCAACAGCUCGAUUCCUUAGCUAUCAUGAAGCCCCCUAACCAUUCUAGACCCUGGGAACAGACUCACCAUUGUAUAUGGUUUUCUGGUCCAUCAGGGCCAACCAAGAAGAAGCCACCAUCUUAAAGUUGUAAGAUGUUGGCUCCAUAAAAUAUUGUUAUCUGCCCAAAGAUAGGUGUGUGCAUCAAAUCGAGCACUUGUUCAGUUCACCAAUAACACAUUGAGAAUCAGUGACCCGCUGCUUUAGGAAGUGAUGUGGCAUAGAAAGGAGGUGAGUAUGGAAUCUGAUGGCCAAUGAAAACAUUGUCAAAGGCCAUGGAGCUCAAAGGGAUACUAUAGUCACCAGAACAACUACAGCUUAAUGUAGUUGUUCUGGUGAGUAUAGUCAGUCUUUGCAGGCUUUUUAAUGUAAGCACUGCCUUUUCAAAGAUGCUUCCUUGGGCAGUGCUAUACAGUGUGCAGCACUGACAUUCAGUACCUCCACCCUCUGCAUGGAGACACUGAACUUUCCUUAUUGAGAUGCAUUUAUAGAGAUGCUAACCGCCUAAAUGGUGGUUUUACCACUAUAGGAUCAAGAACACAUGUUUGUGUUUCUGACCCUAUAGUGUUUCUUUAAUUAAAGCAACACCCUAAAUUAACCCAAAGUUAGAAACAAACAUACAUAUCUGCUUUAAUGAAACUGUUUAGGGCAGUGGCGUACAUACCAGGGUCGCAGGGGUCGCGGCUGCGACCGGGCCCGGCCCACCAGGGGGCCCGGCCACCCCUGCGACCCGGUAUGUACCCACAGGGCCAGCCUCUUCCACUGGGGGGCCCAGGAGCCGGCCACCCCAGGGCCCCCCGAGGCUGGCCCUGCUGUCACACACACACUCCUGGGCGGGUGGCCGGUCGGGCAGGCAGGCGGGUGGCCGGUCGGGCAGGCAGGCAGGCGGGCAGGCGCGCGAGGGAGCACUCAGUGCUUCCUCUUCAGCUCCCUCGCGCACCGCACUGAUUCCGGAGCCGGAAGAUGACGUCAUCUUCCGGCGCCGGCAUCCCUACGCGGCACGCGAGGGAGCUGAAGAGGAAGCACUGAGUGCUCCCUCGCGCGCCUGCCUGCCUGCCUGCCCGACCGGCCACCCGCCCAGGAGCCCAGCAGCACCACUGGACCCCAGGGAAUCCCCCCAGCACUCCAAAAGGUAAGGAGGCUGGGGGGAUUACAUUUAAAAAACAAACAAAAACGUGUUAGUGUUUGAGUGUGUGUGAGUGUUAGAGUGAGUGUUAGAGUGAGUGUGAGUGUUAGAGUGAGUGUUAGAGUGAGUGUUAGUGUGAGUGUUAGAGUGAGUGUUAGUGUGAGUGUGAGUGUUAGAGUGAGUGUUAGUGUUAGAGUGAGUGUUAGAGUGAGAGUGAGUGUUAGAGUGAGUGUUAGUGUUAGUGUUAGAGUGAGUGUUAGAGUGAGUGUUAGAGUGAGAGUGAGUGUUAGAGUGAGAGUGAGUGUUAGAGUGAGUGUUAGUGUGAGUGUUAGUGUGAGUGUUAGUGUGUUAGUGUUAGAGUGAGUGUUAGAGUGAGAGUGAGUGUUAGAGUGAGUGUUAGAGUGAGUGUUAGAGUGAGAGUGAGUGUUAGAGUGAGUGUUAGAGUGAGUGUUAGUGUGUGUGUCUUAGUGAGUCUGUUUGAUGUCUGUUAGUGAGUGUGUGUUUGUCAAUGAGAGUGUAUGUUUUGUAAGUGAGUGUGUGUGUGUAUGUAUGUCUGUCGCUGAGUGUGUCUCUGUUAGCUAGUGUGUAUGCGUCUGUAAGUGAGAGUGUGUGUCUUCAGCACUUACCUUUCUCCAGCGCCGGACUCCCUUGGCGCUGGGGAUCCCUCAGCCUCUCAGCUCCGAAUGAGACCGCGCACGCAUUCAAACCGCCCAUAGGAAAGCAUUACUCAAUGCUUUCCUAUGGACGUUCAGUGUGCUCCUCUAGCGGCUGUCAGUGAGACAGCCACUUGAGGCUGGAUUAACCCUCAGUGAAACAUAGCAGUUUCUCUGAAACUGCUAUGUUUUCAGCUGCAGGGUUAAAACUAGAGGGACCUGACACCCAGACAACUUCAUUGAGCUGAUGAGAUCUGGGUGUCUGUAGUGGUCCUUUAAAGGACCACUAUAGUGCCAGGAAAACAUACUCGUUUUCCUGGCACUAUAGUGCCCUGAGGGUGCCCCCACCCUCAGGGACCCCCUCCCGCCCGGCUCUGGAAAGGGGAAAAGGGGUAAAACACCUUUUUCCAGCGCUGGUGGAGAGCUCUCCUCCUCCGAUCCUCCUCUUCUCCUCCCGUCGGCUGUAUGUACGCACGGCAAGAGCUGCUGCGCAUUCAACAGAUCACAUGAAAGCAUUCAUAAUGCUUUCUAUGGACGCUGCGUGCUCUGACUGUGAAAAUCACAGUGAGAAGCACGCAAGCGCCUCUAGUGGCUGUCAAUGAGACAGCCACUAGAGGAAUAGAAGGCUUAACCCAUUCAUAAACAUAGCAGUUUCUCUGAAACUGCUAUGUUUAUGAAAAAAUGGGUUACCCUAGCUGGACCUGGCACCCAGACCACUUCAUUAAGCUGAAGUGGUCUGGGUGCCUAGAGUGGUCCUUUAAGUGUGUGUGCAUCUGCAUGCACUGGUGUACAUACCGCGGUCGCAGGGGUCGCAGCCCUGUAACCCCUGCGACCAGGUGCCCACCGCCAUGUGUUGCGGCCCGGCCCGCGCGCCGGGGGGGACCCAUGGAUCAAUUUUCGCACCAGGGCCUCAUGGGUCAUGUGUACGCCACUGGUUUAGGGGUAAAGUUGAUGUACCUGCUGUUUUGCUGCUAAAUUCUUUGAACAUCACUUUGAAUUGUUUUUUUGGUAAACAACCCUGUUAAUGUAGAUAGCGUUCACUUGUGCAGUAAACGGCCACACACUGUAUAUAACCGAGGGAAGAAGCUUGUAAAGCACCAGAAGCACAAUUAAUUCUAAAUCAGUGAGUUCAAGUUGGUGUAAGUCGCACUGCAGUAACAGCUAGGCAUUUUUUUAAAUUCACCAGAUGAUGACUGGAGUGCUAACUACUUCUGUCAACUACUGGUACUAUCCUCACCAUCCCCCUGCUCUGUCUGAGGGUGGUGGUAGUAGUAGCAGAGGAAAUAGUACUGCCAGUCGAUCAGUGGAUGUGCUGCAUGCAGUAGUAUUUUAUUGUUCAGCUUCUUCCCCCAGUAAUGCAAACUCAAGGUGUCUUUGCAGAUGUUGCUUAUACCGGCACUGAAACCCUUCACUCGGCCCCUACUCCCAUUCUUGCCGCACAAUUUACAUUUUGCAAGUCAGCCUUCUUGGAUGCAUUCAGAGUGAUCUCAAAGUUUGCUUCAUUGGUGCAAUACAGUAACCUAUAAUCCAAGCCCAGGCUGGCCAUUGGGCAUACCGUGCAAAUGCCUGGUGGGCCGAGGCCGGCAGGGGAGAUCACAGGACCUCCCCUGUUGGCCCAUGCAGAGCUGGCACUAUCCGAGUGCCGGCCCUGCUGUGUGCCUUCAUGGGCCGGUGGGAAGAUCAAAGAUCUCCCACACCGGCCGACAGGCACUGAUAUGCCGCUGGAGGGAGGCAGGAGAGGACCCGGGGAGCUCGAGCCAGCAGCUCUGCCGGGUUCCUCUCGCGAGGUUGGAGCAUUGCUGCGGUUACAUUCUUGGACAGAAAUAAAAACAUUAUAGAGCAAUGCAACACCUCAAGACUUUUUACCUACAAAGAUCUCCUUCCUACAAUCAACUGAUAUCUCUGACGGAAGAAGUCCGCCUGGAACUGGAUUGGUGGCUCCACAAUAUGGAGGAGUGGAAUGGGAAGGCAAUUUUCUGCUCCCUACCGUACUUCAUAUUGGAAUAUGAUGCCAGUCUCUGUGGUUGGGGUGCAACUUGCUCGGAUCUCUCCACUGGAGGGCUUUGGACACCCUCAGAACAGGCCUUGCACAUAAACUGCCUCUAAUUAAUUGCCGGCCCCUUUGCAGUCCGCAGCUUUGCAAAGGAUACAUACAAUUGUUCUCUGACUCUCGGAUGGACAAUGUCUCCGCGGUCUGUUACGUCAACCGAUUGGGAGGUUCCCAUUCCAAACUCCUUUUGGAUCCGACGAAGGAACUCUACUAGUUUUGCCUGGCCAGUAACAUCUCCCCGCAAGCAGAAUAUCUCUCGGGUCCUGGGCUCCCAGUACUCGACGUUCCUAUCUGUCCGUUUGGCAGAUCUGGACUAUCUGGUGUGUGGAAAGGGAUAUUGAUCCCUUAUCAUCCCCUGUAGUUUACGUCAUGAAUUUCUUAUCCUCACUCUUUGACCACGGUAAGGCCUAUCGAACUAUCAAUCUCUUUCACUCCGCUAUUUCGCAGCUCACAUCCCUGUUGAAAAUUUCUCCGUGGGCAGACACCCCUCAGUCUGCAGACUUUUGCGUGGUAUUUAAUUUGCCCUACCUCCUGCACCUAGAUUUUCCCAAUUUUGUGAUGUGUCAUUGUUUUUUUCAUUUUUGUAAACGUGGCCUCCCAACUUGGAGCUAACUAUAAGGGAACUUUCUGCUAAACUUGCCCUACUCCUCUGCUUGGUUUCCUUCCGGAGAGUAGAACGGUUCUGGUGUACCUAAUGUACCACACAGGAGAGAGGGAGACAGACUAGCACUAAGCUGCUCGAAAACUGGUAAUGAUAGGGAUUCACUAAAAACCUAUAUAGAACAAGGGAAAAGAACUCUCUAGAAGAGUGGGAAUACCAGGAGCUGGCUAGGUGACUAAUGGCUAAAAUACUACUACAUAGAGAAUAAAAAUAUAAAAAUAUAUAUAUGGUACUAUGCCUUUAAAUCUGGAAUGGACAAAGUAUCCCUAUAAAUGUGCAAAAAUGUGAAUAAAGGUGCUAUGAGUGGAGAUCUCAAAUAAACGGGAUAUCCCUUUAAAUAUGCAAAAAUACAAAGAGAAUGCUGCUAUACCUUUAAAUGUCCUUUAAGAAUGUGCAAACAUGCAAAGCAGUGCUAUAUAGGGGGGGUGAUAAAAAAAAACAAAAAAAAAAAACCUUAUAUAUAUAUAAAAAUAAAUACAAAAAUACAAAAAGGGGAAAGAUGAGAGACCAAAUUCUCUGCUGGAUGACCAAAAAAUAUGUAUGAAACUGGUGUCUAUAUCCCUAACAACAUGAGGGAUACAUGAUACCUGUUGCAAAUAAUAUACUUAGUAAAAGACAGAAGUAAAAAAUAAGCUAUACAGUACAAGGAACUGUUAGCUUUAGGCAAUAAAAAUGAAAACAAUAUAUCGCUGGAAAACUGAAGCAUAAAACUGGAUCACUUCAUAUAAGAAAAAAAAUGCCAGUUUAUUGAAUAUAUUAAAAUAACUUUGGAAAAAGUUAAAUAUAAAAAUACAGGUCACACUAGAUUCAGAAAUGCAUUACCAGACUGAUGCAUUGAGAAAUAACAGCAAGGACCUUCGGAUUGUUAAGGAUGGAUACGGAUUGUGAUGAUUCAAUAUACAGCUGCCGGUGAGGAUGGCUUGUGUCUGUGAGCACGUCCCUUCCGGAGAGUGUCUGAUGUCAAAGCCUUUGAUGUCCAUGCUCUUGUUUUCACACCCGAGGGUGUUAUUUUUACCAUCUCCUGUAGGACCAAGACCCUUUCAUAGACCCUCUCUAUGUGUGGCACAUUGUUUACACCACUAUGUAACUCUGACUAGCCCACUUGCGCCCCCUUUGAGAACCCAUCUUGAUUUCCUAUGUCCCUCCACACCACCGGUCUCGAGUCAUACUAUUGCUCGUUGGAUUAGAUACUUUCCGGUAUUGAUAGUUCCUUUGGUGCACAUUCUGUGCGCGGUACGGUGGCUUUCUCUGCAUUUCUUGCAAGAGGCGCCCUUUCGGAUAUUUUGGCCUCAGCAGAUUGGUCUAGGGAAGCUACCUUUCGUACCUUCUAUUUUUGUCCUGGUUCUCAUACCCUUUUUCCUUUUUUUUGCUUUCUGGGCAUUAAAAAAGCAAAUAUGAAGCCUCCUGUGUUGCUAUAAAAUUAGGGAUUAUUCAAGUGUUUAAUGGCCGAAUAAUCUAAAUUUUAUUAAAGGCAGGAGGUGAAUAUUUUCCCACACUUCUUGUCCCUCCCUACUAUCUGGGGUUGACAACUCCGCUUUAUCUUCUGUUGGACUUUUAUUGAUUUUCUCACGUAUUUUAUUCUGAUGAUACGUUAUCUCCUGUGGUUCUGAUCUCACUCUCCAGAUUGUGUCUGACAUUUAUAGUGCUUAUUUUUGCUUGAAUUUUGCUUGUCUAACAUGAUUGCCAUGAUUAUUAGACACCAUUCUUUCAUAAUAUUUCUUCUUAAUUUCAGUCUGAAGAUUCUAUAUUGUCCCUCUGAAGGAAUACCCCUUCAUCGUUCGCUGCUAUUAACUUCCCUCAGUUAUUUGUUUCUUUUUCAUGGCCAUUCGUUAACUUGUUCGUUUUACCGAACGGAGACCACCCUGGGACUAAUUAGAACAUGGAACACUGUGUAGCAAUACGAAAACCGUAGACUAAUUGAAUGCUACUAGGUGGCCAUCUUGUCUCCCGAAACGUGGCCAGCGGGACUUGGUCGCCAGUGCCUGGAACUGUUUUCGGCAAUGCACUAGCAUGAACCCCGGUUUAGGUGGAACUCCCCUACGUUCUAUUUCCCAGCACUUUAGACGAACGGCGUUCGGGAGUUUGAAACAGACGAACGCAAGGAGCAUUCUGCACGAACCAUCUCUAUUUUACUUAUUGCGGUUUUCGUAUGAAUCUCCACGAAUGGAGACCGACUCUUGAUACAAAACCUCUGGAACUGUUUCUCGAAUUCACCCUCUUGGCAGACCGGUCAACUUUCUCCACAGUGCCGUUCAGAAACUACCCAACGGAUUUGGCUGAAAUUUUGAUAUGUUUCUCCCACAUAGAUCAGCUACCCAGGGAUAUGACUUUUGUGGUAUUUCUGAAAAUCUUGAAAUUGUUAACUUUUUCUGACCAGCAGAUAUUUGAGUUUAGUAUCAAAACUCAAUUAUCUCGCUGGCCCAGAGGAGGAUUUAUGUACUGUAUAAAUUGAAUGCCUGUUUUCCCAUUAAACCAGUCUUGUCCCAGCAUUAAGCUUUGGCUCAUGUGUGGGUUAUUGGAACCUUUGGAUUAUUGCCGUUAUUAUAUUAUGGAAUAAGGGAAUGCAAGACGGUGAUAGCUAUUCAGACCGUCACAGUUCCUUUGUAGGUCUUCCAGCUCCAGCUGAGCUUAUUAUUUCUGGGUUUACAUGGUUGACUUCAUUUGUGCGGCUUCAUCUUCGAAAGAGGAAGUGGGAGGAGCUUCACCAUCAGUUAUUAUAUGAUAUCUAUACUGUGAUUGUUUGAUUUUUGCUUUUACAUUGUUAACCAUUUCUUUGCUGCUGGGAAGUUUGAGUAAAGAAAGUAAAGCAAAUAUUCGCCUCCUGUCUUUAAUAAAAUUACGAUUAUUCGGUCAUUAAACACUAGAAUAAUCCCUAGUUAUUUUUCAGAUUCAUCACCACCAGACUUUGAGAAUACUACUUUAGUACUCCAUUGUAAGUUCUCAUUAAAGAGUGGCUCUGAUGACAUCACAAAUUAGAUUCUGCUGCAGUCUCUCUUUUUGGGGGCACCAAGAAAGUGUGAUGCUUGAACUAGCUGAAGUUAUAGGAGCUGUAGUGUCAGAAGAAGCAGCAGCAUAAGCAAUUGUAGCAUGGAAAGUAUUGGAUAAAACCCAGCAUACCGGGUGUUUAAUCAGAAUUAAAAUACAUACUGCUAAUCUGAGACUGAAUACUACUAAUAGUGGUACCGGUGAGGCAGAGCAUGCUGACGGAGGUGUCAGCAGUCCUCAUGGCCAAGGUGUUCUAACUAUCAGAAGCCAUGGAACCACUGCUUAUGGUGUAUAAGUGAACAGGACCCCUGUCCCCCACCCUUAACUCAAUUUUGGCUUGGGCUUAGGUCAUUUACAUUGAUGAUGGUGGGUUUCUUUUUCUUGUUACAGAAUGAUGAACUUUAUUCUGAAAAAAUAGGUGACUUUGUUGCAAAAUUGCUCAGUGAUAAGGUGCUGUAAAGUUAUUGUGUUUGACAUUAAGAAACAGUGCUCAAAUUGUGCCCACAACAACUGUGCGCUGGUAAAAUAAACUCACACGAGAAUGAAUGACCAAAUGGCUGCCAAUCCCAGAACCUACCUGCUAUCUCCCUCUCAAAGUUUUCUAUAGUGCUUCUGGAAGUAAUAGCUUCUAAAUAUAGAAUUAAAAAGCUAAAGCUAGUCUCACACUAGAAUCAAUGAGCCAUGAUAAGCAAAAGGAACUGUUUUUUUUUUCCGUGAUACCACAGUCUCCCAAAAUAUUCUCUUUUCUUUCUAAACAGUUAACAAGGGGGAGUGUUUAUGCCUGAGCCACUGUGAUUGGCUAAUGUCCCAGUCUUCCUUCUGGUCCCCUAGAGACACACCGAGGGGCUGGGGGUGAAAGAGACACACACAAAGGAGCUGGGAAGAGCAAAAUACACAAAGGGGUUGGGAGAGUAGGAGUCACACAAAGGGGUUGGGAGCAGUAAGACACACAAAAUGUGGGAGGAUGUAGGAUGUAAGAGUGAUACAAAGAGGGUGGAUAAGAGCCACACAAAGGGGGUUGUAAGAGAUACACAAGAGAGUUGUAAGACACACAAUGGGGAACAAAUAGGAGAUAAGAUACACUAGGGGAGGUUAAGAAACACACAGGUGAAGAUGUCAUUUUUUGGGGGAGGGUGUAGGGGGGAGGAAAACUGCAAUGUGUGUGAGGGGUGUAAUGUGUGUGAAGGGUUGCAAAAUGUACGUCAGGGGUGUAGUGUGUGUGUGAGGUGUGCAAUGUGUGUAUGUGUGGAAUGCAGUAUGUGGUGGAGUGCUGUGUGUGAUAGGGUGCUGUGUCUAUGUGGUGGAUGCAGUGUGUGUGUGAGGGAUGCAGUGUGUGUAGUGAAUGUGGUUUGUUUGUAAGAACCCAGAGUGUGUGUAGGACAUCUAGUGUGUGUAGAUGAUCCAGAGUUGUAUAUGGGAUCCCCUACAUUCAUCCCUGUGGAACGUAAUGUGUGUAGGGGUGCAGUGUGUGUGUGAAGGCUGCAUUGUGUGUGAGUGGCUGCAAUGUGAGUGUGAGGGGUGUAAUGGGUGUGAGGAGUGCAGUGUCUGUGUCAGAGGUGCAAUGUGUGUAUGAGGGUGCAGUGUGUGUGAGAGGUAUAUUGUGUUUGUGAUUGUUUGCAAUGUGUGUGUGAGGGGUAUAAUGUGUCUAAGAGGUUGCAAUAUGUGCGUGAGGGGUGUAGUGUAUGUGUGAAGAGUGCUGUGUGUGUGAGGGGUGCAGUGUGUGUGUGUGUGUGUGUGUGUGUGAGGUGUGCGUAUGCAAGGGGUGUAUGCAAGGGGUGUAGUGUGUGUGUGUGUGAGGGGUGCAGUGUGAGUGAAUGGUGCAGUGUGUGUGAGAUGGGUGUGUUUGAGGGCUCCAGUUUGUGUGUUAAAGGAGUGCUGUAUGUGUGAGGAAUGCAGUGUGUGAUAGGGUGCUGUGUCAAUGUGAGGGAUGCAGUAUGUGUGAGGGAUGCAGUGUGUGUAAGGGAUGCUGUGUGGGUGAUGGGUGCAGUGUGUGUGUGAGGUGUGCAGUGUGUGUGUGUUUAUGAGGGGUGCUGUGUGAGGGAUGCAGUGUGUAUGUGUGUGAGGGGUGCUGCGUGUCUGUGUGGUGGGUGCUGCGUGUGUGUGUGGUGAGUGCAGUGUGUGAAUAUGUUUGGAAGUAUUGUGUGCAUGGUGAAGGCAGACUCAUGCAAAUAUAUUCAAUAUGUAUUUGAAUUCUUUAUUCAAAAAAUUAAGCGUUUUAUCUCCCCUCCCCUUUACCUUUGUCUAGGGAGGGAAACACUGCUUAUGAAGCCUUGCUGAUCCUAGUAGGGAGUAAAAUCUAGCCUGCAGCUCCUGAGGCUAAAGUUCACUCUCAUGAGAUCGGACGUUGCCAUGGUAACCGCAGAAACGCUAUGACCUCGCGAGAGGAAGGACCUGGCAGAGCUGCAACCUAAAGCUCCCGGGUCCUCCUCUCCCUUGCUCCCUGGCUGCUACAUUCGACUGCCUGUUGGCCAGCGAGGGAGAUAUUUGAUCUCCCCACCAGUCCAAAUGGCAUAGAUCAGGGCAUUAUCUUACUUUCAUUCACAUCUUUUAUGCCUGUCUCAAGUAUUUCUGUAUUCUCCCUGUCUAUCUUGUCUGAUCAGCUGUCCGUUCUAUUAUUUGUCGGGCCUCUUUAAAAUUUUGUAUAUGCUAAUCAAUUUGUCUCUCUGUUUACUAUGUAUAUUAUGUUUUUGUUUUUUUUGUCUUGUUCUCUAUAUUAGCGUGUGUGCACCUGCAUAUCUGGCUGUCUAUAUAUAUUUCUAUUUCUCUGUCUAUCCUGUCUUACAUUUCUCUUUCUCUCUCUAAGAAUUAUAACUACCAUUCUAUUAAGGCAUGUGUCUUUCAUCAUAUCUAUCUAUUUAUCUAUCUAUCUAUCUAUUUAUCUAAUCUAUCUGUCAUUUUUGCGUCUGUCCCCCUAUUUACCUGUCAUUUCUGUGUGUCUACAAUUUCAUUCAUUUUAUUGUUAUCCUCAUUGAUAUAGUUAUGCUUAUCCGAUUCUCUAGAAUGUGUACCAACAUGAAGUGAUUAGAACUGGGUUAGUUGAGGCUAAAAUGGGUGGGAGAAAGAUGUAAGAAACAGAAUGAUGCAGAGCUUGUUAGGAUGUUAAGUAAGGGCCGAUAGAUGGACAGUUGCACAGGGCCACAAUAACAUUAAAGAUAACCCCAUUUGCGCUUUUUAAAAUAGAUACAGGUAAUCAGUACUAACUGAUGGUACAAGCAUAAAUAGCAAUAAUUAACACGGAAACCAUUGAUUAACUUGCAUUUUAAUUUGCAGGUGCUGCAAAUCUCACUAAGGAACAAAUAACACAGUCAGAAUUAUCUUCAGCAUUACCAGGUAAAAGUAUUAUGGACGAACACGUUCCUUCUUCCUGUUUAAUGACUGUUGUUGUGCCCUAACCAGUAGAACAUCAUGGUUCACCAUUGGGAAUUUUUUAUUUCUCUUCUGUAUUGUAUCAGCGGACAUCAGAGGCUUGUGAAACCAACAAAAUGUCUCUAGUCUCUAUGCAAGAGAGAUUCUGCAGUGAUCUGGUUAUAUGCAGGACUGGUUGCCCGCCAAGGCUAAGCUUGACACUAACACAUCCCACUUACAUGUUUUCCAACAUGGAGAGUUACAUAUCCCCCUCUAACACAAACAUAUUAAGAUCAUUAUUCAUGUUACACACUGAAGCCCUGAAGAGUGUGUUUUUCAAAUUGUUAUACAUUUGUAAUACAAAACUGUAUUACUAACACUACAGUGUCUCUCUGUGUCCGUACCCCCCCCCCAUUCCCCUGGUUUUCCCAAAGCCAUAUAAGGGUAAAAACCCGCAAAACACUUACCUGUUUGCAGCUCUGAGGUCCCUGGAUCGGUCUCCUCCUCCUCCGACGUUAAUGUGAUCUGGGAACCUAAUGCGCACCUGCUGCAAGUGCCGUAUAAGCAUUAGGCCUUCCUCACAGGAAUGCAUUCACUCAAUGCUUUCCUAUGGAGUUUUACGAAAUGCUGAAUAUCCUCAUGCACAGUUUCAUUUCACAGAAGACAGCCACUAGAGGUAGUCUUAGCAUUGUAAUGUAGACAUUAUAUGCAAUGUUUUCACUUGCAGGUUUAAGGGGACAGGAACACUGCACCCAGACCACUUCAAUGAGAUAAAGUCUGGUUGCCACUGUCACAUGUGCAGAGACCAACACUCUAAGUAUGGUCCUGCACAUUAGGAUGCACUAAAUGUUCUCCCCUUUUUUUUUUUUCCUUUCCUCCUGUAUAUUCUUUCCUAGUACUAUUGGGGGAGAGAACCUAAUAUACCUGUUUCUAUAUCUAGUACCAGAGGCAGCCACGAUCAGUCCGUUGAAUAUAUCUGUCUGGAUGGCAAUGUUGCUAUCUUUACUGUUCAUUUACAAGGACUGGAUAUUUUGUUUCUGUUGGGGAUCCACGCAAUGAAUAUAAUCCCAGAUACAGUUACAUUAAUGGCUAGCCUGUUGCAUAGUAUAUAACAGGUUACUCUCACCCCCCCCCCCUUUAGUCACAGGUUUAACACAGCACUAUCUGAUAAUGAGGCAGCAGCACUACAUUUAAUCUUUGUUGUAAGCCUGCCAUUUAUCUGACAUUUUGAUACAAAUGCUGUGUUAACAUUAGAAUAGAUGUCCAUGAUAUUUGUAUAUAUAUUUUUCUCCAUAUUAUUCAGACAUUGACAUUGAUUAUCAUAUUAAAGUCAGAAGUCUGAUUAGACACUAACUAACAUAGACAUUAGGGAGGUACAGCUAUUGAUAGCUGUGGAGAUCUAUAUAUUGAUUAUAUAUAGAUAUAUAUACUUUUUGGUUUCUCUUUUGGUAUAUUUACAAACAUUUUUUGUUUUUUAUCUUUAUAUUUUGAUAUUAUUCAUUUCAAUUUAAUUUCCAGUCAUUAUCUACUUUUCUGGAGUAUUUUUCUUCAGAUUUGUGGAAUUUUUUUCAAUAUUUAGGUGUGUGUAUGUGCCAGUGUGUGUGUAUCUGUGUGUCAGUGUUUAUCUGAGUGUUUGUAUAUGUGUCAGUGUGUAUCUGUAUGUCAGCAUGUGUAUCUGAGUGUAUGUGUCAGCGUGUGUAUCUGAGUGUGUGUGUGUGUGUCAGUGUGUGUAUCUGUGUAUAUGUCAGUGUGUAUCUGUAUGUCAAUGUGCAUAUCUGAUUGUAUGUGCCAAUGUGUGUAUUUGCUUGUAUGUCAGUGUUUGUAUCUAUGUGCUAGUGUGUAUUUGAGUGUGUGUAUGUGCCAGUGUGUGUAUCUGGGUGUGUGUAUCUGUGUGUGAGUGUGUAUCUGAGUUUAUGUGUGUAUGUGCCAGUGGGUGUGUAUGUGUGUAUGUGCCAGUGUGUGUACCUGUGUGUAUGUAUCAGUGUGUCUAUCUGUGUGGCAAGGUGCUCACACAUGUGUGGUGGCUGUGUGUGUAUAGGGAGGAGAUGCAGUAGCUGGUGAUGCCACCUCCCUGAAAUGCAUUUUUGCAUGUUGGGAUGUCUGCAUACACUCAGACAGAUUGCCAGAUGCCCAUAUAUAUAGAUGUAUCUUUGUGCAAGAUCAUCUUAAAGGCAUUAUUUAACAGAAUGACUAUAAUUUGCAAUGAAUUAUUUAACAACAAGGCUAACAGAGAAACACUAUGUACGUAGUGGGCACUGGAUAAGAUAAGCAUCCCCCUGACCAACCAGUAAAUCCCUAAUAAAGACAGACAACAACGAUGGAUGAAACAGGCCACAGCAUUUAUUUAAAACAAAUAAAUACUGCAUAACACAUCUAUCUUUAAUUAUAAAUCAAUAAAUAUAAGAAACUGAUCAAUAAAUUAACACAUAAAUAACACAAAGUGUCAUACAGUAUUUUUAAUUUUAAUCAAAUGUCCUUCCCAAUAUAACUCACAUCCCCAAAUGCUCUCAAAAUUCCCUUUUAACCUUUAAUUCUCACCACCAGCUGGCUUUUAGCUUAGUGGGACACGUCCAUAAUGCUUUCCAUCAGCUGGAUUUUAGCUUAGUGGGGCAUGUCCAACUUGGUAACCUUGCAGUUUACCCUAGGAGACAGGGGAGGUUGAGACCCGACCAUUAUCCACCGUUUUAGUCUGCCUGUAAAUUGUCUCCCAACUUGAUUGGCAACUACAUGCCCCCCGCCAGCUGUGAUGACAAACCAGGAUCCAGAAAGAAGGGAGGAUGGGCAGGAAACUGUUGCUGGCCUGGAUCCCAAGUGGCACUGAGAUAAGCUAACAAGUUGCCACCCAUUUCUAGCAUACAAACACUCCCACACAAACAUAACAACCAAUCACAUCUCAUCCAUCCCCACACUCAUACAUGUGCCCUUGUCUGCUAAGCUGAGCUAUCUCCCUUGGGCCUCUUCAGUAACACUAAUACAAUGACAAGAACAUUCUGAUCCAAGGAAUUUGACUCUUUGCUAAUGUGGCCCCUUCCCUAUAAAUACAAUCCUAAUAACAAUGAUAUGAGAGAGCACUCACUUUUACUUUUCUUCAGGGUGCAAUGACUUCGACUCUGCCUUCCUGGAUAAGUAUCAAAGAAUAAACAAAAAAAAUGUCCAGCACUCCUUAUUAUGAAACGAUGAUAUCCCUUUAUUGGCAAAACAGCAACAUUUCGAUUGUGUGUCUCUAUCAAGCAAUUGCUGCUUUGCCACUGAAGGCAUAUCAUCUUUUCACAAUAAAGAGUGCUGGACAUCUUUUUUGUUUAUAAAUAAAGUCUCCCAUGAUUCCAUCCUGGUUUCUAACAUAAUUAAACUGUUUAGUUAUACAAAUAGAGACAGGGUUAUUUGCUAAAGUAACUGUCAUGAGUUCAAAGUAAAUUUCAAAUAUAAAGUCAAAAUAGCUAGACUGAACAAAACAUUUCAUAGUUAGCUAUACUUCCAGUUUAGUUCAUUUGGCCCUACGUUUGAAUGUAACGUUGACAGAUAGACAUGAUAACCUCUGACAUAGUUCUCCUAUAUCUUUCUGUGCAGAGGAAUAUGUGAUGGAAGAAAUCAAUGAAUGUGACCCUGUCUCAAUACAACAUUCAUUGGAAAGACACGAGCCUGACAGUGGUAAUGAACUUUCCAGCUCUAGCUUGGACAGUCACGAUUCCGCUACGACAUCCACCGAUCAGCCAGUUGGUGAUAUUCAGUCUAAGGAAGAUGACAUUCCCAACAAUGAAGAUGACAAUGAAGAAAGCAUUCCUCGUCCUACUGUGCUUGAAUUGUCAGAGACCCCCAACACACUCAGUGAGGAACAAGUAACAACCUCACCCCAAAAUACUGUGCAAGAGGUAAAAGAAAAUGGAAUACAAAGCUGUCCUGAAUCUUCGCAGCCUAACGAGGAAAGAAAAGCAUUGGAGGUGGAAUUAGUUAAAUGCAUAGAGGAAUUUCAAAGGAUUAGAAUCCCAGUAGUGUUUCCAAACAAAAAGAGAAAUUGGCAGAACGAGCUGCUCCGAAAGUAUCAACUUUGA
This is a messenger RNA of Pelobates cultripes (western spadefoot toad), 46192 nucleotides long. The record is from the annotation of a GenBank genome assembly. NCBI's taxonomy places the organism in Eukaryota, Metazoa, Chordata, Amphibia, Anura, Pelobatidae.